CAGGAAAGAAAGUCUGCGCCAUUCAUCCUCUCUUACACACAUUUAGACACACCUUCCUCCUCUUUCACUCGGAUACACACACUCAGACAGAUACGCUCAUUGAUCCUUAUGCACCAUUCACUGCAAUAUCUCUGAAAACUCUCUCUGCAGGAAUACUGUACAACCCGGGAUUUUUCUUUUUUUUUUUACCCUGCUUGGAUGAAAAUCAUUUUCGGUAUUUUAGGGGAUAUUUCCCCCCUGUUGACCAUCAAGAGGUCACCUGUAUGGGGAAGAUAAUGGUGAUUCACUUGUGUGCAGUGGUAAGUGAGAAUGUGUGGGCCCAUUUUGGGGCCAUAGUCAAAACCCAUUACUUUAACUGCACUUUAAUGUGGGACUUUAUGGAGAAGUUUUGAAUUCUUGACUGCCCAUAUAACCUUUGUUAUAGGCUAAGUGUCUGGAUUUGGGCCAACUAUUUUUACACUGAGCAUUUACCGCUGCUCUUGACAUCUCAACUCCUCAUUUAACAGCAUUACUUGUUGAUGGUAGAGCAGGUCGCUUUUUGCUUUAUAAAGUACAGUAAUUGCUGGAAAUACGCCUGCACUGUUAAUAUGCACUAUUCUCUUGCGAUACAGAACUCUUGCAUAUAUUAUUGUGCAUGUCCAUGAUUUUGCAGAGUGCACAGAUUUUGUGCCUCGAAACUCUAAAGGAGCAUUAAAUCAAUAUGCCGUAUGUUUAAAAUUUAUAACAGAUGUACAUUUUUGAAUGUACAUGAAGCGCAUACCAGGUUGUUUGUGUGAGAAACUGGCAGGAGGUGAAAGUAUGUAGAAUUAAUAUGGGACUUUUCCCUCCCAUGCAUAGACUUGUCUGUGCUCCAAGACCGCAGAUGCAAAGUGAUAAAGCGGAAGCGUCUAACUUAGGCGCUUUGUCUAAAAGUGUGGUUUCACCGCAGAUCAGAUUGAAUUUUAGCAAUGAUCUCCCAUCACACAUUAUACUUCUGUGCAGUGUGUGUGUGUGUGUGUGUGUGACUGUGUGUAUGUGCCUUUUCACUGCUUCCAGUUCCCACCUACAGGGAUAAUCCAUCCUGUGAAGUGGUGAGGUGGAAAAUGCCAUUAUGUAGAAAUAGCUGACAUGCAGUUUGACUUGCAGGGCAUAUGAUGUGUGAUCCAAUGUGUGCAAAUGUGUGAGGACAGGAGAUAGGGAGCAGAGAGUUAGGGGAGUAUAAGGGCCGGAGACAGUGAAGUUCAUUUUGUUACACUGUUAAAUCCUCGCAGGGCAGUGAUAAACUAAAGGCCUCAGACACAAAACACACAGCUUCUCCUGGGAGAGGCUGGACAGAGCGUGUGCAGUCCCAGCAUAGUGUGAAUUAUGGAUGCAGCCAUGGGUUUUUGAUGAGAUGUCAUUGCAGGCAUGUCAUCUCAAUAUCUAAUACAACAAAGUUGCUAUGUGUUGCUAAUUUAAACCAAAAUUUAUAUCAUAACAUUAUAAAGAAAAAAACAUUAUGAUGUAUUAUUGUUGUUAUAUUUGUAUUUUAUAAAAAGCAUACUGAGAUAAGUUCUAGCCAGUUGUUUGAGUUGCAAACGAUUUUGAGUUUGAAUUUUAAUGUUCUAGGCUAAAAGAACGAGAAGAUAGCUAGUUUACAACAAAGUUUUUUCUUGACUUUGUUUUGUUUCUCAUGAAAAACUGUUAAAAUUUUUUAUCAUCUUCACUGGAUGAAUUGCACAAGUGUUGGUAAUCCACUGACAUGUCCUGUAAUGACACCGUAACACUAUUAUUUAGCUCUUAACAUAGAUCUCUAAUUACAUACCUGCAAAUUUAAAUACCAGUAAUCUUGGUUAUUUAUUUUGUUAGCAUCAUCACUGUGAGCAUAAUUAGAUGCUAAGAGGUAUGGCCUAAUCUUUUCAAAUCCAUCAGUUCAAUUUUACAUUUAUGUCGAAACCAAGAUUCUGUUUUUACACUUCAUUUCUUCACACUGCUUCAUUUCUUCACAAGAUUCAAUCUUAGCUGCAGGAAACUUCUGACAACUCUGGUCUGCGCUCACUUGAAAAGAAGAGUCUUUCAAAGAUGUUACAUCAAACUGAAAGUAACGUAAAACUCUGUAGUUCUGAUCUCCUGCUGCUUUUUUAAGCUCCCUUGCAAACCUUUUUUAAAAAGUCCAGAAGUUACUGUACAUCUGCGCUCACUGUCAUUCAUCAAAAACUCACACAUUUGUCUGCUCUGCACUCCAGUAAUAAGAAGAUACAUGCAGGGGCAGAUCUUAGAUCUGCACUGGUAUGUGAGAGGGGGGGAAUGUAGGUUUUAGGCUGUGUUACAUUAGAGUUCAAAUGCUGCCAGCUCACUUCCAUCUGCACAGGUUGUAAACUCGUCAGCCUUAAGCUAUCUUGACUUUGCCAGACCAGGUGGUCGAAUCAAACUGAGGAAUUUUCUGUUUUCUAAAUGUUUCCAAUUGAUCUGGUUUGUGAUUUAUGCUAUUAUUACACAUCAUUUAUAGUUCUCAUAUGUUCUCUUGAGGAAACGUUGGAUGUGAUGUACUGACGAAAGACUGGAAAUCUAUCAAACCGAGUGAAAUCUGUUACGUUUCUAUCUCAUGAUGAACAGUUGAGUGGCAGCAGAUCUCUCUUUGAUGUUCUGCUUAUAAAUUUGCAAAAGCACUCAUACAGCACACACACGUAUGCGCUGGCACGCCUGUGUGGAGAUGUGUGGGGGUGAGGAAGCUAAUGUAAAACAUAACAGCUCGAGCCAUUUCCUAGAUCACAGUAAAUGCGUGGAGUGUGUUGCUCUCUGAUGGGGGUUCAUUCAUUUCAAAUGGGAUAAUCCGUUACUGCUGCAUGAUUCUUUUGCCAGUGCAUUGCUACUGAUUUAAGUGUGGGAUUUACUCAAUUUAGGCGCUGCUUAUGAAAACUGAAUCUUGUUGUAAGUCGUUCAGUUGAUACAUUUUGGCCAUUCUUAGUACACAACACAGGUUUUAACACCAAGGCGUUUGGCUGCAGGAUCCUUGCGGUGCAUUUGAAGUGGAUCAUUGAGCAGCGUAGAUGCAGUUAAGAUACCAGAAUAAGUUAUUACCAUUUACCAUUUUAUGGUAUACCUCCACACUUGCCUUUGAAUAUCACUUUUCAGGAUGCAGUCGCAAUGACUAUGGCCUGGGUUGCCUUAACUCAGUGUAUUAUACCAAGUCAAAAGCUGUAGCAUCAAGGCUAAUGUCUUUCAAGCUAUCCUGCAGAUUCCUAUAUCUGUAAAAGAACAAAAAAAGACGACAAUGUACCCAUUUACUCACAUGGACAGUUUAUAAUUACCCUACAUUUAGAUUCCAUGACAAAGACCUGAUAUGCUGCCAUUUCUUAGCACCUAAGAAACAUGUCCAUUCUCUUCAUAGCCUGACCAGCUAAUUCUUUACACCACAAAUGCGCAUACAUUUGAAGUCGUGCCACCAUAUUGCUGACAAAAACAUGAAACAAAACAAAACACAGAGUCGGUGUAAACUAUUCGACAGACUUCUUGCAUGUUACAGCACAUUUGCACAUAUUUGACCAUGUGCAUGGUAGUCUGCACACACAUCGGAAGCGAUUAGCCACGCUGUCUCUGUCUUUCUUCUGUAAAUAACUGUCUCCAAUGUGUGCAUCCCUGGGUAUGGCAGGCCCUCAGGGACUUUGAUUAAUCCUCAGUCCAGGUCAGGUGCACAUGGUCUGCAGGUUUAAACAGUCUGAGCACAUAGUACAGUAUGUUUGAACUUCAAACCGACACUCCUCUUUGACUGUGCUUGAACUCACACACGGUGCGAUGCAAUAUUUUUCUUCAAGCUACAUCAGCAGCAUGCUUUUGAUAAACUGCAAAUAUGAUUUUCAAGUCCCAUCAUGGAGAUUGAACAGAUUGAUCAAAUGUAUUAUGACAUUAUGAAUGAAGCUUGCUCGCCUAGCAGAACAAAACUUGAUUCAGCCUUAAUCAGGACUUGGCAGCCUUAUAUGAAGAGUCAUUUUCAAAUCAUGAAGGGUUGUUACUUUUCAGUUAUGUGUAAUGAAUGAUGAGAGACUGAAGCUUACUCUUCUGCAUGCAUGAUAAAGAUUUUCAUAUUCACAACUUAAGCUGAUCAUGUUUAUCACUGUCGGGGAGUGGAAGCAAAGCCCAGAAGUAUUUUAGUUUUUUUUUCUCCAUCUUUUUAAACUAACAUUAAAAAUUUGAUCCAUUAACGUUUAUUUAAAGCUCCUGUGAAGAGUUUUUCACUGGUUUGACUCUCUGACCUAUAGAAGCAGCAAGACCAUCAACUACAAGACUGAGAAUCUUUUGUUGUGACUUUUAAUGCCUUGAAAGUCUGUGUCUGUGAGGGUAAGUGUCAGAUAAGACCAAAUUUUAAUGUUUUUUCAGCAGCACAUUUUCAAAGCUUUUAAUGCUUUUUGCAAUUCUAAGAGAUCGCAAUCAGAUUUCUUGUCAAAAAACAUGGCAAAACCAGCAAAUUCCUUGUGCAGAUCUUAAUCUUCCAUCAAGAGCCAGUAUUUAAAUUUUUUUUUUUAAGUUAGAUACUCCCAUUCAUCAAAUCUUUGAUAAUAACUUGCAUCCUCUUUGUAGUUCAUAUUUCAUCCCAAUUUCACGUUUUUUUUUUUUACAUUCUUUAAGCUUCUUUUAAGGUACUUUUGUCUUAAAUGGAUCAAACAGUUGAAGAGAGACAGGAAACACAUGGAGCAGAAAGUUGGGGGUAACAUGCAGCAAGUUAUGGGGCUGAAGGAAGAGUCAGACCAGUAACCAUUGUAUCUGGAGCCUCAGACACUUUGACUGCUUUGAUAAUCUGUCCAAGCUUUUAUCUAGUUAAAUAAAGCAAGAAUCACACAAAUGCUGCUUAGUUGCGAUAGUAAGUUUCUCCUCACAUCAUGUAUCUGAAACUUUGAAGUCUCUGUCAACAAGAUAAAGCCAAAGUGCCUUCAUCGGAAACAUUCACUGUUUUAGGGAAGCAAAAGGAUUGUUUGGAGGCACAGCAAUAUGAACCAAGUUGACGAGAAAAAUCCUGUUUUGGCAGUAUGACGGUGUUUUGGGGUUCAGUGUAAAAGCACAGAAGUGGAGAUGUGCAAAGAAGGCGGGGGGCAAACAUCCAGGUUGGGUAUGGAAAAACUGAGUCAUAAUUUAAAGACUGGGGUAAUAACUUUUAAUGUACAGUAUGUGUAUAGUGUUUGGACUUCUAAUUGAUGUUUUUAAUAGCUGGGCUCAUAUUGGACAGUUUUAAAUCCCCACUGAUGCUUUCAUUUCUUCGGUUGAGUUGUAAAACUGUAACAGAGCACUCCAAUAAACUUAUUUAUUGUGCAUUGGCUAACAUAAUUACAACAUCAAUAAGCAAACAAACAAGAAAAGGAUUGAGUUUUUUUUAUUUACUGAAAAAACGCCAAGUGUCAAUAUUCGGUACAGCUGCUUACAAAGACAUCUUUCUUUGUUCAUGAAUUUAUAUAACAAUGUCACUGUAGAUGUUAAAAAAAAAACGGCACGUCUCUGCAGAGGCGUCUCCCAAAUUAAAAUCCACUGAUUAGGUUUUGUCUUCAAGUGCCUCUAAUGACUUUUUUUUCCACUCUCUAUUCAUCUGUGUACUUUCAGAUAAGAGAGAAGAAUUGAUGAUAGUAAAGUGGAGCUCAGGAAAGGGAUUUGAGAAGAGAAGAACCAGGAGGAGGAGCAGGUGAUCGAAGGAGGACAGGGAGGAAGGAAAGAGUAUGGGCCGCUCCUCUUUUUGGAUCUUUCUGUUGUUCCUUUCACUCUUUCAUCAGAGCGUCACGGCACAAGCUGAAGGUACGGUUGACUCUCCUACACUAAGAGAAAACAGACUUAAACAUGCAACGCAUACUUUCCCCCUAAAACUCACAAAUCUAGUCCAUCAUUUCUCCAGAAUUUCAAUCUGACUCAUUCUCCUUUCACUUUUUUCCCAUUUGUGUAUUUUGCAACUAUUUGAAGUAAGUGUCAAAUCCAGCCUUAUGCUAUCCCAACUUGCUAAAUUCUCAGUCAAAACCAUAUGUCUGAUUGUCAGCUCAUAUCUAUGACUCAGAUGCUUAGGCUGCGGAGAGGGCAGGUGCUCAGUGAACACAGUCUGUUCAAGUGCUCCGUCAUUAAGUCUCCACACAUGGAUUGGUCCUCGGUGAAGACACUAACCCAGCUCCAUUUUCUCUCACCAGACUGUGUCUAGUCAGGGGAUUCAAACAUCUGCUCACCUCCUGUACAGAACCGCACUCUGUCUGCCUGCCUGUCAAAAAGCAUCCCCCCUUAGAUACAGAACCUCACCCUCAGGUGCUAUUGGAUGUCACCAAAAAGGUCAAUCAGCCAAUCAAAAGUUAAGAUUCCCUCCACCUGGGAUGUGGUUGGCAGAACGUGAAUGGUAAAGUUGUUGGGCAGAGUUACGGAGGGAUAUAAAUAGCCCAAGGCCAUAUGUGCGGCUGCAGCAGCAUCCUUAUUACUGUAAAUCUUAAUUCACAUGCACAGAGUGUCUGUAAUACUUUGGGUCUUUCACAUACAGCACAUCAGAAGCUGCAUAUGGAGAGUAACAUCCAACUCUGCAGCUUUGUGGAGCUUUUCUAUCUUCAAAGUCAGUAUUGGUGGUUUUUCCCCGCUUGUUUCAUUGUUCGGUGUGACUCUAUAUGAACACUUGUGUCUGCGUUUUCUAUCACUCUGCAUUUGUGUUUGAAAGAAUGAGCAGGAAAGUCAAAUCUAAACAGGGUAAUUUAGGUGAAUGAACCCAAAGUCAAAGUCAAAGCAACAGCUCAUAAUAGCUGAGAAAACUUUGGCAACUCACCUACAGUAGUUGACACCAUGGUAUGAAGCUGCACCCAGGUCAUAAAUAAUAUGACAGAUUAGUUGAAACUACUUGUUGCUGUGCAUGUGGAGUGGCUUAGAUUACAACUCUGAUUCCAAAAAGUUGGAUUGCUGUGUGAAACGUACAGUUUACAAAUCAUAUAAACCUGUUGAAACUUGUCCAAAGACAGUAUAUCAAAUGUCAAAGCUUAAUUACUGAUGGCAGCCACAUGUUAAAAAAAAAAAAGUUUGGACAGAAUACUGAAAGAAUGGUGUAAUGCUUCGAGAAACACCUGGAGAAACAUCUCCGAACGAUUAAGGUUAAUUUACAACAGAUUUGUUACAUGCCUGGGUGGGGAAAUGGCAUUCCAGAGAGGCUGAGUCUCUUAGAGGUGAAGAAAGGGAGAAGUGAGAGACUUUAUGAGUAAAUAGUUCAACAAUUUCAGAAUGAAUCGCAGCAAAAACGUAAAGAAUUUAGCAUUUCAUCAUCUAUAGUAAAUAAUGUCUUUAAAGGAUCCGGGGAAUCUAUAAAAACCUUUGUACAAACAAGGAAGCUAUGAAAAUCAGGCCCUCAGGCAGCACUACAUAAGAAACAGACAUUACUCUGUAGUGGUAGUCACUGCAUGAGCUAAAAAUCUCUCAAAAAUCUCACAGUUAAACAAACAGAUUUAAAAUUGCUUCAUUCAAAGAAGAAACCAUAUACAAGCAUCAUCAAGAAAUGUUUGUGUCACCCAUGUGAGACAGACUGAGGUGAAGUCAGAAACCGUCCUGUAGUCUGAAUAAUCAAAUUUUGACACACACUAUGUAAAUGGUUGUAGUGGCGUCCUCUGGCUAGUUUACACAUCCGGGUUGGCCCCUUUAAAGACCCACUCUGAUGAAAAUCAUGUUUUUCUUCUUUUUUUAUAUGUUCAUAUAGCAUUUUUCUAAUGCUACAGGACGUAUCAUAAGAAAACUAAGUGCAAAAUUGCUUUUCUGAAUAUUUCUCACGGACUGUAUGGACAACUUGGUUCCGCCUUCCGCUAGUAUACGGAUUUGAAGCUGAAAGGCUCUCUUGUGGUAAAAGCGGUAUUUCCGCAUUUUUUUUCUCCACUUCCUGAAGCCAACGUUGCGCAGAAGUGUUGUACGCACUUCAUCACUUGCGCAGUAGCAUUGUGCGCAUUCGACGGGAGAGUCACUGAGAGUGCUGUGAUGACGCUCGGCUCAAACAGCUUAUCCCCCUGGGUGAGCUACGCAAUCUUCGCACAAUAGGCUGUAUCAAGUGCCAAUCAAAAACAUGAACUCCCUAAUUCUUAAAAAAAAGUCUUACUGUAACUACAUGUCAACAUUGCAAGCAGGGGGAGAAAAAAUUAUAUUCUGUGUAAUAAAUUUCUAAAGUUUGUCCACAGCUCUAUAAACUUUGCUGGCAGAGGCGGGAUUUAUGAGCUAUACCGCCGUCCGUCAAUAGACGGUGCUGUUCUCAGAAUGGCUUCACCCAGGGAGGAGGCAGACGCUGUCCAUUCUAUAUAAAGUCUAUGGAUUAUCUUCAUUCAAAUCACUGUGAAUCUCUGGCAGACCCAAACAGCAGGUUCAGAAACAGUGAGAUUUCAUACGUAACUAAUCCAAGCUCCGCCCCCGGAACCCCACUACUCAGGCCACACUCUGCAUAUCGAGGAGAAAUACAGAGGACAAUUUCGGAACAAGCGUGUGCGUUAGCGGAUUACAAUGCUCGUAAGGAAGCUAAUUUUGAUGUUAACUUUCAUCAUGUCCCAAAAGACAUGAGUGUCCGAGAGCUGAAUAGCUCCUAUGUGACCUGCCACUUCUACAACACCGACAAUGCUAGGCUGUAAACUAACGUGAAGACGUAUGAGCAGAGCAGCGCUGUCUCAGAAGCUAAAUGCUAAUCAUGUACUGGAGCUCUGCUGAAGAAAAGCCCUUGAAAAUGACACAGGUAAUGUGAUUUUUGGUAAAAACGUCUGUAUCACAAUUUCAAGACUACUGAGAACAUUUUAAGUAUUAAAAAAAAAAAAAAAAAAACGAUAGGAGUGGGACAUUGCAAGUCAUGCCAGGCUGAUAAUCAUGCUACCCAUAUUUGCCAAAAUUUCAUCCAUGAGGUCGCACAACAAACAUGUGGAGCCAAACAUUUGUGCCUACACGGUUCAUGAACAACAAUCAGUUCAGAAAGGGUCUCUGGGGUUGAUCCUAAUCUCAACUCUGCUGAUGAAAAAUAGUCUGCAUGGAUCUCUUGGUGCUGCUGUUUUCAGCCACAUAAGAAAAAGUAUGAAAUUCAAAUCAGAACCACAACAUUUGGAAUAGAGAAGUAGACAGACUUGCUUAUUUAAAGCACUAACCGCCCCACAUGGGGUGAGUACAUGAUUCUGGUAACAGAGCCCAGGGGAGUGGUUGUGUAUUUGUCACACUGACUGCGAGAAAUGCUUUUAAUAUUAGAGUUUUCAAACAUUUAAUAUUCCUGUCCUGCAUUCUGUGGCUUUGCUUACCAAUUACUGCAGUUUCUUCUCCUUCCAGAAGCAACUUUUAUAUUAAUUUGUCUUGAUAAAAUCUGAACCUGAUGGCCUUUGACUCCCUAGGACCUGCUCUCUCUGAUAGUUUACAUCUUUGCUCUUGAUCUUGUUGGUUGCUGAUUGCAGUGGUGCAUCAUUAUUCCUCAGACUUUUUUUUUUCUUUCCUAGCAGAAUUUUCUGCAGCGUUUGCUGUAGCCACUGAGCUACAUCUAAUGCGUAAAUCAAUGGUGUUCCAGCACAGAGGUGUACACAACCUUUAAGAUAUCAGAAAAGAUAACCUUCAAGAAAAGCAUUUCUAAUCCCUCGGCAUGUGCUGUCUCUUUAUCCUUGGUGUGUGGCUCUCACCUGCCAGCGCAGAUGGACAGACUUCUGGAUAAUUGAUCUUGUUUUUACUUUAGAUUGUGUCUGUCUGGUGGAGAGCAGCCUCCAGACUCUGCUGUGUUUUUUAAGUGCCUUUACAGAGACCUGUGGAAUAGAAAAUGUAGUCUUGUAAAUCAAACAGCCACAAGUGUAUACGAGGGCUUUCUACCUAUUUGAGAUUCAACUCAGGGCUUUGGUGCAUCCUGUUAGUUUGCUUUAGUGAUGAAAUAUAGCACACAAAAACUCCCAAUAAGGCAACAAUGGUUGGUCAACAGUAGUGAAGGCACUAAAAUGGCAUUCCCAAUGAUAUUUUGUUUCCUUGGUGUGUUGCCAGAGUUGUAGGUGUGUGAGCAGGAACAUAAUGUCAGGUCGCUACGGGCUGGAGACAUAUGUCACCCCCAGUGAAUCCUGGGAUUGCAGCCAAAGGAAGAAGGGCGAGAUAAUAGGGUCGAGAAGGCUGUGUAAUGAAAUAGAGGCAAGCAGAGAAGCUGAGUUAUCACUUACAGAACAAUCAGCGGUGCCUAUCUCUUAUUCACUAGCCUAAUCAAUGCUGUCGUCACUGUGCUUUAUUGCAUAUGUAAUGCCAAAAUAUUGACUCAGAGGGCUUUUGCACACACAGCAGCUUCCUGUAUGAAGCAAGUACAGUACUGAGAACGUAUAUGCAAGAGCUGCUAUAUGCAUGUGUGAGUGUGUGUGUUUGUCGUUGAUGCAUCAGCACAGCUUUUUAGUGUGUCUGGCUUUUUAACUUAACACAUUAAAAUGUGUCUGAAUCCUGCCAAACACAGCAGAUCCUUAUGUUAAAUGCGAUUGUUUGCUCGAGCAAAGGGACUGACCCUGAUUUUUGGGUGUGUUUACCUUAUUAUUCUAAGCGUUCCUCAUCGCUGUACUAAAGUUUUAUUGCUGGAGUGCUCAGAAUAUUGAUAGUCUCUUUGGCUCACUUGUGUCUCAUUAAAAAUUCAUGGGGAUUUGUGUGGGGCUUUGGCUGCAUGACAGGAGCAAGGGAACAGGAAUUUACCAACAUGGUGGAACAACACUGCUAUCUGGUGGCCAGAGCUGGAGUAUAAAACAAGUGCUGGUGCAUCUCAAAAUUUUCCUCAUGGAUUCCAGAUAUUUGUUCACACUUUAAUUCCCCCUUUUGUUGUUCUUUCAGCAUGCAGGACGGUGUUGCAGGCGGAUAUCGUGUUUCUGGUGGAUGAGUCAUGGAGUGUGGGUCAGACCAGCUUCUCCAGCGUCAAAGACUUAAUCUCAGUGAUCAUCUCCUCCUUCAAGGACAGUGUGAUGGGAGCUGAGGGGGUCCGCUUUGGUGUUAAUGUGUUUGGAGAUGUCCCAAGGUAAAACAUGAGCACAAAAACAGUCACAACAAAACAAAACAACACUUGAUUAAAGCGUUUUUCACCACUUUUCAUGGAGAAAACUUGUUUAACUUUGAUAGGUACACUAGAUCCAACAGUUACAUCAAACACAGUCCUGUCUUCUCUCUUUUUCUGUUUCAAAAGGAACAUUCAAAUUCUAACUUCCCACAUAAUGCAGUUUUGCUUCCUUGUAAUCCACUCCUUGCAGGAUGGGGAUCGCCUUGACAGACUACAGCUCACAGGAGGAGGUACUCAGAGCAAUCAAAGCCCUCCCUUACGAGGGCGGAUCAAGAAGGAUUGGUUUGGCCCUCCAGUUCUUGGUUGACACUGUGUUCAGCCCCUCCAUCAGUAGAGACCAUGCCCCGAAGGUACAGAACUUUAACCUGGGAUGUGUGAAAACCUGCUGCCUUUUGUCCACCAUGCUGCAAAUUUCCUCUGCACAUAUGAAUGUUCACCGAAGCGUUACUAAAUCAAUUAAUUUCACUUACUUUAGGGAAUAUCGGGAGAAACAAAAAGUCCCCAAACUUCUUUCAGGCUCAAACUUGUUAAAUGCAUCACAAAGUCUGGACAAACAAGCAACAAGGAAGUUACUGAUAUAAGAUUAGAGCCUGCACUGCAAAGCUUGCUGUUUCCAGCUGGCCACUCAAAUGCAUAAACUGUAUAUUCUGUCUGUGCGUGCAAGAAAAUAAAUCGUCUGUAUUUGUACUCGGAAGAAACAUGAUGGAAAAUACAAACAAAACAAACUGGUCUAUCAUUUUCCUUUCGCUGUGGAUCUGAUUUAACGGCCUUGCUUUACACUUGGAACAAAAACGGAGGGUAUGGUUGAGAAGAAGCUACAGCUGAAAACAGAUUUUGCUGUUGGGUAUAUCUUUUGUGAGGAGGAAGAAAAAGGUAGCAGUGAUAACUCCAACCCCCUGCUGAUAGAACAUGUUGACAGAGCAGGUGUUGAUAAGAGAGGAAAAGGAGAACCAGACACACACAGAAAGUCGAAUGAAGGUCUUCAAAAUGUGGUCAAGGUGGAGACAGACCAGCGGAUAUGUAGUAAGAAAUGUCUCCAAUCCGUGUCUUAACUUUUGACCCUCGACCACAUGCACUACUCAUUAAAAGUAACUGGACGUUUCUUAACUAAAGUGCUCUGUCAAAUAUCCCAGUGCGCUUCCAGCAGCUCUCUGUUUCUGUCAGCUAAAUUCCCUCAGAGCUCCACACUGUAGCGCAGUCUCGCUAUAACACAGCUGGUUUAGCAUUCCAAUCAUCUCUCCAUCUCUGAGUGUGCGUGCGAAUCAUCUUGCAGCAGCAGAAGCAGCAGCAGUGCACUUGACGUGGGGAGGCAGGGAAUUGAGGAUUAGGCUGAUAUAUUGAAUCAUACAGAUGGGGCACAUGCAGAAUAGCAGAUACAUUCUCAUAUUGAUGCCGUGCACCCCACUGAUUCAUUCAUUGACUGAGGGUUGAACUUUGAAUGAACCAUGUAAAUUUUCCAUUAUGGGCAAAUUAGCAGUCUCAGUUGCAGGUUAGCAUCCUCGAGUUUGACUUAUUUGAUUUAUUAAUGGUAUAUUUAAUUAUGAGUACAACAAAGUCUGCAGAGGGCUUUGUGCAUAGAGAUGUUUGCAGGAAGGUUCUGUUACUCCUAACGCAAGAUUGUUCUGAUGGUUGACAAACCUCCUUACAUUUUUAGCAAAACCAAACACACUUUCACCAAGACUGAAGGCAUCAUGUAUUAUUUGCAUCAAGAACUCAUUUUCUGUGCAAAAUGGUUGAUGAUUAUCAUACCAAUGUUGCAUGACUUUUUUUCUGUCAUAUUGCUGCACAGAUUGCCGUGCUGAUCACAAACGGACGCUCAGAUGACCAGGUUGACGACGCAGCGAGAGCUGUGGCUGACAAUGGGAUUUCUCUCUUUGCAGUAGGUGUGUGUAAAACUUGUGAAUUCCGUCAACAUCCUCACUGCAGCGUCCUCUCUGAUUUUUAUCCCUGCUCUGCCGGCUUAUCUGCAGUGUUUGCAGUUAGAAAUUCAUGUCCUGUACAUUUGAAUUCAUUGGAUUCAGUGUGAGUAUAUGCAAGAGUGUAACAUUCUCGUUCCUCACUGUGUGGGUGCACCCGUACAGGUUUAUGCACUGUGUAUGCACAGGCACACACACACACAACAACAACAACAUCUUCAAAAUAUGUAUGCAUGAAUAAGUGUCUAAUUCUGCUGUUCUGCUUCUGAUAAUAAGAGUACAUCUGCAAAGCUACAUUAUCCUCCACUGUUUCCCUUCCACAUAAACACACACUUGUUGUUUAUCUGCAGGUUUACUUCCACUAAUCUUGUUCUCCUACACAAACUCACGAGCACAGGUCCACAACUUACUCCUCUCAGUUGGGAGCGCCGCAAUAAUUACUGCUCAUUAGCCGAUGGUGUGCUAAUCGCAGCCAUUUUUCAUUAAGCGAUUCGGUGUCCCCCUGUUUGCACCUCUGACACUGAGGUCUGCUACUCUCGUUUAUCACUCUUGCGGAGAAGCUCCACAUGUGUCUUGUGUGGUGGAGCAAAACAAAUACGCCUGUAGAGCCUGUGCAGCAUGGAUGACACACGUAUAGAUGGAUGCAUUAUAAUCUGCACAUACAAGCAACUAUUAUAAAAGAUUACAAAGUUCUCAUUUCAAGUCAGUGUAACUCUCUGAAAAAAAUCGUGUGCUUCUACUAAAUGUCUUUAUUACUGUCUUUAUUUUCAAGAUGUUUGAGGUCUUAAAAGGGUCUUUAUCAAGUGUUUUUCUCUUCCCACUCCCACAAACUAGGGUCUGUCAAAUGCACACAAGGAAAUCACUUGAGAGAGGUGCCAGAGAGAGCUUGAUUAUCUGAUUAUGUCCACAUUAUGCAUCAAUAUAGAUCCUCUCAUUCACAGGACAUGAAAGAAAUCAAUCAAAAUGCAGCAGCUCCCCCUAGUGGUGGUUGCUAGAACAUAUGAUGAGAAAUGCAAAGAUGAUAAACACAUUUGUUGCUUUGAAGCUGAUUUUUCUAUUUUAUUUUUUAUUUCGUAUUAAUGAAUUAAAAUCCAUCCUAGAGAUAUCAGGAGUCUCAUCAUGCAUGGUAGGUCAGUGAGCACUGCAGCUGCUUUGUUUUGGCCAAACUAUUUCCUAUCUUUUCCCUCACUUUUUCUGUUGUUGCUAUGUUGUAUCCAGGUGUCAGGGGAGCCGAUGAGACAGAGCUGAGGAGGAUCGUGUCAGAGCCUCAUGAGGAGCACCUACUGCUCGGCAGUGACUAUUCUCUCCUGGAGACCAUCCUUCCCAAACUGUCCCGCAGGGUGUGUUUCACUGCCUCUGAACCACCGCGUCCUGUGAAGACCUACCAGCCGGGUGAGUUAAUAUUAAUACACACAGCAGGGAAGAAAAGUUAUUCUGACCAAAGUUUUAUUUCCACAAAAAACUGUCACCGUACUGACAGCUGUAUACAUGAAUUUAAUAUCAAACCAGAGCUUUUGGAAAGUUAGUGACAUUUCUGUUACAUGAUUUAUUCAUCUAAUUAAUCUUUACCUUUUCCUAAUUCUAGUCAAAGAGCCUGUGGUGGGUCCCAGAGACCUGCAGGUAAGCGAGGUGGCACACAGCUCCUUGAGACUCACAUGGACCCAGGCUACAAGUGAUGUCACCGGUUACCGUCUCCUAGUCACCCCUCUCAACGCCAGGGGACACCUCCUCUCCCUGCAGCAGAGACAGGUAAGGGAAAAAUCCUACCAUCCAGCCAUCUUUACGUUUUCUUGUACUUAUCCAGGGUUGGGUCUCAGUGGUGGCAGUUUGAGCAGAGAGUUUGAGAAAGUUAGCACAGACCUCCUUUGCCUCAGCAACAUUGUACAGCUCCUCUUGGGGGAUUCCAAGGCUGAAUAUGUAAUCUCUCAAGCUCUGGGUCUACCCUGGGGUCUCCUCCCAGUCGAACAGACCUGAACCACCUCAACUGGCUCACUUUGAUACAAUGGAGCUCCCUCUGAAUGUCUGACUAGGCCCAGACACCCUUCAUAGGGGACAACUAUUCACUGUAUGCUGGUGUAGCUGCUUUGCUAGCUUUAACAGUUGGCUGGUUGUUCUUUUUGUUGUUCACAUCAGUUUACCUUUGGAUUGUUUUUUCACCAGUGUGGGACUGAGUAGUUUUUGCACUUUAGAUCUGUUGCCUGCGAAUACAGUAAAGUUUUCAAUCACCUUGAUGCUCAAAAAUGUCAUCAUAAAUUAAAAAGAAAGCUUCACGUCCUCCGAGAUUGGAUCUAACGAGUUAAGUGUGAGGAGCACUCAUGUUGGGCCAGUCACUGUGUUUGGUGAGGGAGUCCUGAUUGAGAGCAGGUGUGGGGAGCUUAUAUAUAGUCCUUGGCUCCACUUCCCUGUGCAGACUCAUUAGCUCACGUUCUUGAGUAAUGAGGGGCUCUCUUUAUGCAUUCUGUUUGUGUAGAGUGGCUUCAUAAGCACCACAAGCCUGUUUGGUGAUUUGUUUAAACUGCCGGGAUAUGACUAAAACUCAAUAUAAACUUGAUUUCUAAAUCAUCCUCAGCACCUGGCCAUUUUUGAGCAACAGGCCUGAGAAAACCAUCAGUGUUUUGUUGCUGUAUCACCAUUUUGAAGCAGUAAGAGGAAAGUCUGACAGAAGACUGAGGAGAAACAAGUGAGAGUGCUGACUGAUGUAAAGCAGACACAUCGAUGAACUUUCCCCAAGCAUCACUAUGUUUCCAUUCGUUUUCCUCCUUUGUGCUACAACCUCAUUUCUUACCAAAACUGCAAGUCACCUCUGUGACCGGCUCUUCUACUAAAGUAAAAUUCACUGAGUCAUCUCUCAGAGCAGCCUGAGCUAUUUGUGCUGCUCAUCUGUGUUACUCUCCAAAGCCCACGACAGCCUGAAUUAAUGGGAUCAACAUGAACAGUGGUGUCAGCAUGAAUCUUAAUUUGUGCUUGUAUGCAUGUGUUUUUGUGAUAGUGCUGCAGUUUUUGCCCUUGACAAGGACAGGAAAUUAUGUAACAGCACCAAAAGAGGAAUGGUUUUAUUCCUGCACUAUGUCAUGAGGCACAACAGCUGCCUAAUUUCAAAGAAGUAAAAAAGAAGGUUUUGAACAGAAGUUUGUGAAAAACAUAAGGAUGAUAAUGGUGCUCUGAGACGCACAUUUGUUUUGGAAGUGACUCUGAAGCUUCCUUGAUUUAUGCUACUUCCCUUCACUUAAGUUUCUCUCACUCCUUCCUGCUCACACAAUCCUAAUUUCCUUCUCUUCUCUGUUUGUAACAGAUCGAUUUGAAAGCAGAUGUGAGCAGCACAGUCGUGACAGACCUGAGCCCUAAAACCGAAUAUUCCCUCACUGUCUAUGCAAUCUACCCCAGCCUUAUCGGAGACUCAGCAUCAAUCACAGUCCAGACCAGUGAGUGUCAAACAUCAUUCCUUUGUUCAGAAAUGUAUACAAAUACCUCAAAGCAUUUCUAGAUUGCACUUUUGCUUCCCCUCUUCCCUGAACAAUAAGUCUCUGUCUUUCAGCUCCUUUACCUCAAGUGUCAAACUUCCGUGUUAUUGAGGAGGGUCUGUUCUCUCUGCGUCUGGGCUGGACGCCUCCUUUAGGGAAGCUGGAGGGGUUUAAAAUCUUCAUCCCGAGAAGUAUGCAAACAUAAACAAACUAUAAUAAUUACUGUUGUUGUUUUAGACACAUUCUAGACCAUUAAAAAUAUUUUAGAAGUAGUUAUUGACCCACCUGUUUGAAUUUCUAAAUAUUGGUAACACUUAACUUGACGCCCAUCUCUAUAACACAUUAUAAAUGUUUGUACAAUGCGUUAUAAUCAUGUUAUAGCACUGUAUAACUAUAGUUAUAAACACUCAAAUGCUUUAUAGCAAUAAUCAUAACACACUAUGGAGCAUUUUAUCAUGACUCACAAGGUCAGGUAUAACAAUGUGUUAUGCUUAUUGUUAUAAAACCGUAUGAUAAUUAAUGAGUGUUUAUAAUGAUAGUUAUACAAGUUUAUAAGCAAAUUAUAACACAACAUAAAUGUAUGUAUAAUGCAUUAUCUAUGUGGGUAUUGUCAGUGAGUUGUUAACUGUUAAUACCUGACCUUGUAAGUCAUGAUAAAAUGCUUUAUAAUGUAUUAUGAUUUUUGCUAUGAAGCAUUAUGAUCAUUCAUGAGUGUUUAUAACAGUUAUAAACUCCUCUAAUGUGAUUAUAACGCAUUAUAAAUAUAUUUAUAGUGUGUCAUAGAGGUAGGUGUCAAGUCAAGUGUUACCAAAAUAUUCAAAAUAUUAUAUCAUUACAACCCAGAAGGCUAACACUUUAUUUAAACCCACUUUUAUAAGGCCUUAUGAAUGCAUCUAUAGACUUUAUCACAACCCUUAUGAGUGGUAUAGAGUAUACAACAACAGUGGUAUGAGUAUACAACAAUUUUUAUGAAGUGUUAUAAGCAGUUAGCAUAAUGUCCGAUAAAGAUAUGGUUUUUAAUGCUCUAUAUCUUAAGCUUCAAGCAUCACAGGCACUAAUUCUGUCCAAGUACAUUCAGUUUUGUUUUCAAUCUGGUGUUUUUGUUCUGCAGCAAACCGACCAGGAUUUACCUACGAACACCUGCUUCCUCGAGACACUUCUUCUCAUAUCAUUGACAGCCUGGAGGAGGAUAAGAAAUACAUCAUCAGUAUUUAUGCUGUCUACCCUCAGGGACCAAGCGAACCAGUUUCAGUCGUAGGAAAGACAUGUAAGUGCAUCAUACAUAGUAAUCAUUUAACAGAAAUUUCAAGAGCCUCGUACCUCCUCCAGCUGAAAUCAAUUUAGUACAUAUGUAAAGUACUUCAGAUACAGUUUGAACAAGAUUAAAAUAAAACAAGAUAGCAGAUAAUAUGUUAUGCCGUAACAUAACCACUGGAGGGCGAUGUUGUUCCAGAAAAAAAUACCCACUUGAGCUCAAUUACAUUCAGUAAGACUCUCAUUUAUCUCCAUGUCACGCCACACUAGAGACGUACCAACUCAAAGUGUGAAUGUGAUCAAUAUUUGUUAAUUUGUUAAUGUUACCACAGAAAUCUGAUUUGAUAAACCUCACUCUAAUAUCUAUAUAGAUCAUUAGAUCAGAGUCAAUAUGAACCAUUUGCUUGUGUAUUUUCUGUGUUUACGUGGAUGUGUGUGCUCCACAGUAAAACUUGUUCCAGUAAAGCAGUUCCUGGUCCAAAACGCCACCACAGACACCGUCCAGGCGAGGUGGGCAUCGGUUAGAGGUGCCACAGGUUACCGCCUGACGUGGGCAGCUCCAGGUGAUGUUGUUCAAUCUUUACUGCACUGAAUAUAAACUCUCAUUUUUGGUGAAUUCAAUUAAAUGUGUGUGAACUUAGAGGUUGUACACUUCAUUACAAUUAAAUAAAUCAUUGUUUUUAACUUUUUUUUCCUGUGCGUCCUCAAGAUGGUGACAUAGAGAACAUAAACCUCGGGGACAACUUCAAUUUCUACAUGAUCCAGGGCUUAAAACAAGGCUCUGAGUACACCAUAACCAUUAACCCUAUCUUUGGAGACACCGAGGGGCCUGUCACCACCACCACAGUCAAGACAUGUAACUACGAUGCUUGUUCAAAAAGGUUUAAAUAAGAUAUGGUGAUGAGCAGCAAAGACUGGAUUGAAGCCUUUUCUAUAUCUCUCUUUUUGUGUCAGUGGAGAGCAGUGCAGUUCAAACUUUGAAGGUGUCAGCUGUGACCACAAAUUCUGCUCUCAUCUCGUGGAACAGUGUCCCUGGAGCCACAGGAUACAGACUUGCAUGGGGACCCACCCCAGGUGAUUUACCCGCUGUCUCUGUUGGACUCCCUGUUUAUUUUAAAUAAAGUUUAUUCAUCAAGUGAAGGAAUCUGGUCAUUCUGGUGAUACUUGUGUAUAAAAAAAUAACACCCAAAUAACUAACAAAGCGAAAGAAAUCCUGAUCAUGUGCAUCUACAGCUAGUCCUAGCUCUUUAGUACAGAUCAUUUGCUCUUAUAUGCAUGUACAUUCAAGUUUUUUUUAAUGUUGGCUCUGCAGGAGCCUUUGAAAUGCCUCUGCUUUUAUAAUGUACGAGGAUGUGACAGAUGGCACAGGGCCUCUCUUUGAUGAAACACAAAUGUGUUCUGAUACUGUGCCAGAGUUCACAGUUAUACCAGGACAGUGAGGGAUAACAAAUUAAAAGAAUUAUGUGACUGUACUGUAAAUGUAUAGACCUAUGGGUAUUUUUUUUUUCAGAGUUUGUUGGUCGAGACCGACCCCGACAGUUGGCUCUGAAUGGCAGCAUCACAGAGUACCAGAUGAAAAACGUAGCUCACGAUACAGAGUAUGUCCUCACUCUCUAUGUGCUGUUUGGACCUGCGGUUGGGCCUGGAAUCAGUGCUACCUUCAAAACUUGUAAGUACAAAUGCACAACGUGUUUAUUCACCAGUGAAAAAUCUUCUCAGGUUUAGGUUUUGUUCUAAAUUCUGCAGAAAAAUUUCAUCCAGGAAUCACCUUAUAGGCCCAGAAACAACCACACAGAGGAGUGCUUUUCAUUCCUUUGUUUGAUUUGGCUGCUGUAAUUUGCAGUAUUAUGUUCAGUGUGGUAAAUAGUCAACCCAGUUUUACUUGCCAAACCUUUCCCGUGGUAUUUAUAGUGUUUUGAUAAGCCUUUAACAACUCUUUUAAGAUCGCUGCAGCAGGCUGAGAAGUUAAACCACUGGAGGUCAGCAAAUACAAGACUUUCAGACGUCAGUUGCGUAAAGAACCAAAAAUAAAGUCUAUUUAUUACUUAUCACACAGGGAAAACUGUUUGAUUAGAGAGUUACAGGUACUACUAACCAGCUCUCAGACCAAGAUGUUUGAAAACUGUGGGAGUAAAAAACUAAAUCUUUAAAAAAUAUAAUAAAUAAAUAAAAAUUAUGUGUUGUAUUUUUGUCUCUUUCAGCUCCAUUGGGCUAUGUGUCUAAUUUCAAGGUGGUGUCCUACACCAGCACCUCUAUAGAUGUUGAGUGGAGUCCAAUUGUUGGAGCUACAGAGUAUAAACUCACUUGGAGCACAGGUGAAACACCUUUGUAUUCUCUGCUCUCUCAAAGUCUUGGGAUUGGGCUAACUUUCUUUUUGCCCUCGUUAGACAUCCUGUUCUUUCUUGUAAAGCCAUGUUGGACAUCGUGUUAAGAAAUUGUUGAGCUGUAGAUGAUAUUGUAUGUGUGCAUUUGUGUGUCUGCUAACAGGGAACAGCAGCCCUCAUUCUCAUUACCUGGACCAUAAUGUUCUCUCCUACCGUAUUGAAGACCUGAUCCCACAAUCGGUUUACACAAUAACAAUCUGCGCCGUUUACGGCAACUCAGAAGGACCAGAAAUCUCCUUAUCCCACCUCACAGGUACAGAGCAACAGCAACCAAAUGUUCAGUCACUUGUAGUGUACAGGGUUGCGCUAAGUUUAUCACUGUCACUUUCAAAGUAAAAGCCCUCAGAGUUAACUUGAGCAUGCCAGGUCAUACAGACAAGAUUGUUGGAUUGAUUUUAACUUUGGGUCGGAGUUUUGUGGAAUGAAACUACAACGCCACAUUACCAGGUUUCAUUGUGUUAUUUUUACAGCUGCUGUUUCAGACUCAGGACCAAUCCAGCCAGUGAAGGAGCUGAAGGUUGUGGACAUUGGAGUUAACUUUUUCACCCUUUCCUGGAAGAAAACUUCAGGGGCAUCUGGGUACAAAAUCUCUUGGAUCCCUUUCCUGGGUAAGGGACACAAAUUAACCAUCAGUCAUGUGCGUUAACCAAAAUACUUACAUAGGUUGAGACAUCCAUAUACUUACAUUUGAAAUGAUUAUUUAUAUGCCCGAAGAACUGGGAAAUAUAUGCCCACAGUAAACUUGAUUGGUUGAGUAUCCAUUCAAAAUCUGUUUAUACCCCAAAACUGCCAAUAAUAACUAUUUAUUAUCUCAUUUAAAUCCCAAUAAAACAAAAACAAUGAUUAAUAUCUUCUGUCCUAGGUGGUGAUGAGAAGUCCCACGUAGUAUCUGCUUCCUCCACCAGCUUCACCAUCAAGAACCUGCAGCAGAGCUCAGCCUAUAAGAUCCAGGUGUCCUCCAUGGUGGGCAAAAGGGAGGGGAGCCCAGUUCUAGUCACUGCACGUACAUGUGAGUCAUACCUGUCUGAAACAGUGAUGAACAGCAUGAGAUGUGCUCACAAUCAGCAAUCAUGGAUAUCUCUGCUGCUGUAUCUAACACACAUAUAGGUUUUAUAUCUUAUUUAUGAGUCAUCUUUCGGAGUCAAAAAAGAAAGUUUUCACUCUUAAAUAACUGAGUAUUUGAUACAGCCCACCACUCUGUAGUCUAGUAUGUCUACACUGAGACCAGUCCUAGAUAGCCUUGUGUAAGUUUCAAUAAGUUGCACCCUUUUAAAAUAACCAAAAUCACACAGAUCUAGAAGUUUUAGACUCGGGUAGAAAAACGAAGAAGAACUUCUGAGUGAAGUUCAAGGAUCACCAAUAGCACAAUUUCCUACUGACAGACUUCUGUAACUUUAAACUUUACAGUCAGCUGCAUUCAGGUUUUCAUUUGAAAUAGUCCUGAAAAAGCUCCUUUUUGGUGUCAUUUGCACUUUGAAGUCACAUGGGUGAAAUACUGGAAGACAUAUCAGGAGAGAGGAAUUUGAAAAGCCUGUAAAAAUCAGUUAAGCCAUAAAGUGACAUGUCAGUAUUUAUAUUGUGUAUCCUUUGACUUUAUUUUGGUUACUUCAUUAAUUAAUCACAUGUUUCUCCUGCUACAGUGGAUCUCCCAAAAGUGAACGGCUUUGCUGCUUUGAACACAACAGACAGCAGCACUGUCCUGAACUGGACUCGUGUGGCCGGUGUAUCAGGAUACUUUCUCUCAUGGAGGCACAUUUCAGGUCUGAGUUGAACCUGGUUUAAGUGAGCUUGGAGAGUUUGCAUGUAGCCCUGUAGUCAGCACUGGAAAAAAAAAACAUGCUUGAUUUUGAUUAAUUCCAAGUGCUUUAUGACUACAAAAGUGAUUUAUUUCAAGGGUCCUCUAGAGUUUGAAGUAGAUAUGAAGCCUGAUGCUUAUUACUACAGUGUGUUUUGAGUCUCAGCCUAAGAACCCUUUGGUUGAAAAGUGAAGCGGGACAGAAAAAUGUUCAGAAAACUAAUAAUCAUGUUCAGAUAUAAAAGCUUUGACAGAAAUGGUUUUUAUAAUAGUAAAAAUCAGUUAUGUAAGUAAGCUGCUGUUAUUUGUUGCAUUAAAUUACUUGUUAGUGUGGUUGUCAUUAUGUCCACUUGGAAAAUAACCACAUUAAAGGAAAAAAGCAAAAAAAGGCUUUGAAAGCAACAUUCAUUUAAAAAGGUCUAGACAUUGCAUCAUGAUAUGUAAUUUUUUCCCCAAUGAUAGCAACUAUAACAAUGAGCUUCUCUGUUUGUGUUUUCAGUGUUGGACACAAAAACAGAGAUCUUGGGCCCCAGCUUCAGCUCCUAUAAGAUCACAGAUCUGCUAUAUGGGAGGACCUAUAUAUUUACCAUCAGACCUUUGUAUGGAGAAGUGGAGGGUCCUAUCAGCACAGUCUAUCAGAAAAUAUGUAAGACAGCACUUAUGUGGCUAAACUAAAUCUGUAUCAUGCUGCAGUAUGCUUAUUGAUUUCACAUGUUGUCAAAUCAUUUAGUAUCCAGAUCAUUCAGGUGUGAGGAUUCACCUGUAGAGUCGCUGCCUCUCAUUAAUAGACCCUUCGAUUGAUUCUCUUAUUUUCAUAACCUGUGUUCUGGCUCUGUGCGUCUCAGUGGGACAGGAUCCUCUGCAGGCGACAGUCAGGCCUGUGUCAGUCACUGCUGCCCCACGUAUCACGACCGCCUCAAUCAGCAAAAUCACCAACUCGCAGACAACCAGCAGAACAACUCGCCAGCCCAUUACUGUACCACCGACCAAACCUCCAACCACCAGGAAGUCUCCAGGUCCACAAAGUGUAACUGAAGCCAAGCAGUCAGGAGUCACACCCCUGAGAUUAACCACAGUCAGUGCAGCGGCAUCAUCUCAAAAACCAGGUGUCCUUCAGUUAUUUUACACACGCAAACUUCUUCUUCAAGUCAGACGUGUAUCAAAGUUUUUUUUUUUCUUUCAGCUUGUAGUAAAACCAAAGCAGACAUAGUUUUCCUGGUGGAUGAGUCUUCCAGCAUCGGUGUUGACAACUUUAACAAGAUGAAGGACUUCAUGUUCCGGGUCACCACUUACUUCCCGAACAUCGGCUCCGCAGCCACACAGGUCAGCAAAAAACUCGCAAUUAGUCUUGUUUCAACUUGAUGUUGUAAUGAUGUUACUUCAACUUGUAAAAGACUCAAAAGAAGGAUAAACAUAGCACAGCAAUAAGGUAUUGCUAAUAAGUGCCCUCUGCUGGGAAGAGUUAACCAUAUUGGGUUGAUUUGCAACUGGCUCAGCUUAAAGCUCCUGUAAGGAACUUUUGGUUUAUAUCAACAUUAGUGCCCCCUGUGGACAAAGCAGUCGUUGCUUAUCUUGUCCUCUACAUGCUUAAAUAGUAUCCUCUUACAAUAAAUCUCAUCAUUCUUGCUUUUGACAGUCAAAUGUAUCAUUAAAAAUUACAAUAUAAAAGCAGAACAUCUUGUUGCUAAUGUUUUUAUUUGCUUUUUUAUAUCAUGAAAAGGUAUUUUUGUCAAUUUCAGCAGGAGCUUUUACAGGAGCUUUAAAUGUGCUGAACCUCUGAAUGUCAUAUCAAUAGUAUUCAUAUUGGUGAUUAUAUGGUUCAUGCUAUAUUAUCUAGAUUAUGUCACCAACAUUAUCCCUCAUGGUAUUGCAGCAUUUUCUCACAUCUUACUUAUUUAUUUCUUUUUUUAUGUUAAGGUUUUUCUCUUGCAUAUUACUCCUACAAGGUGACUGUGAAAGACCUAAAGUGCUUCUUUUAUUAUCAGAAUAAAUUGGUUGUCUGUGCCAAAAGUAAACGUUUAUGCCUUGCUCUUCACACAUGGCAGGAGACAGUGUUCACAAUCACUUACAAAACACUUAUUUUCUUCCAUGGACGAGAUAAUAACUUAUGUGCACACAUAAUUAUUUCAUGCUCACUCAUUAUAAUAACUUACACACAUAAGAUAAAAACAACCCCCCUUUGCAGGACAUGAGAGGCACAACAUAAUAGCUUAAUAUUUAUAAUUUAUAGUUGCAUCAUGUUUAGUUUACCCAGGAUGAUGUUGUUAUGACGAUAUGUGAGAUCUCCAUGAAUCUCUCUGCAGAUAGCCGUGGUUCAUUACAGUGAUGAGCCUCGAAUCGAGUUCCGUCUGAAUGACUUCAAAGACAGAAACUCGGUGCUCAGGGCGAUCAGAGCACUUCGCUAUGUAGGGGGCAACACAAGAACAGGUAUAUCACUCUAGAUACUGACACAAACAUGCUCACUCCUUUGAUUCUGUCUGUGAUUGUGCUUUCUUUAACAGGUAUCAUGCUGAAGUUGAGUCCAGAGUCUCUAAUUUACAAGUUUUAAAAGCUCCCGUGUAAUAAAAGUCUGAUUGAAUAGGAUCCUAAUCCACUUUGUACAGAUAUAUUUAAAUGUGUUGUUUGUCUUUGCAGCUUACAUUUAUAUAACUAAUUAGCAGCUCAUCAGUCAUCCAUAAUUUGUUGUAAAAGUCCUAUGGAGAUCAGCUUUGAUCGAAGGCCUGCAUUGCUUACACUCCAUUACAUGUAACACACAGCUGGCAUCAUCACUGCUGCGCCUCAUAACCGUGCCUUGCAGAGAAGUAAAUUUCAUCUACCGGCGUCAUCCACAACAGUUUAAUUAAUAUGGCUUUGUACCUGUGCACACCCUCAGGAAAAGGCAUCAGCUAUGUUCUGCAGGAGCUGUUUCAGGAGUCUCUGGGGAUGAGGCAGGAUGUGGCCCACAUACUGGUUCUCAUUACAGACGGCAGGGCUCAGGAUAAUGUGGUGCCACCGUCUCGAAUCGCACGUGCUCUGGGUCAGUAAAAUGUAUCAUGAAAUUUUAAAAUAUUUUUCAGGUUCAACUAUCAAAGCCAUAUCAUAUGAAAAUUUGAUCCGUAUUUCAUCCGUUUCUCUCUAGGUGUCAGUGUCCUUGCAGUUGGAGUUUCUAAUGCAGACAUUGAGGAGCUGAAUAAAAUAGCAGCCCCCACCAGCUACAAAAAUAUCUUCUUUUCACCCACCUUUGAUGAUUUCCCGUCCAUAGAGAGGGAAUUUAUCAACAGCAUCUGUAGUGAGGAGCUGCUCUCGGAGUACAAACUGCACGAUGAGGCAAGACAAAGAACAACGUUUCCCUUUUGUGCCGUGCUUUUUUCUUUGUUUUUACAUGAAGUUUUGUUUUCAUUUAGUCAGACUUGUUGAGUAAAAUAAUAUUUUUGUAACAGUUGUAAUAAACUGUAACUAACAUCAGCUUUUGGUGACCAACACAUAACCAAAUAUUACUCACAACUGCACAUGUACUGCGAAUGCUUCCAGACAAUUUAAGUGACAAAACUAUCAAACCACCUCAAGUAUAAUUAGUCAUGUAUUUUGACAUUAACGUCAUUAUAAUCACUUUUUUAAUGAGCUAACAAAGACUCUGUGGGUGGGAACACUCCGACGGUCUUGACUCCCGUUUGACAGAAGUCUGAUUAACUUAAAGCUAAAACCAGUUACUCAUCUUAGCAACUCCUCCAAAGUAUCUUUGGCUGAUCAAAAGAAUAAAGCAUAUUUAUGUUUUGAUUUCUAGUCUGCUCAGUUGGACACCCCGACUGAAGACCCUGAAGAGCUGCCCAAACCUGAGGGUCCCUGUACCUCGCAGUGUUCAAAGGUGACAUUUUACUUUCUUAAGAUAAUAAUUAUUAUCUUUAUGAAUAAGUGCAACCUAACAGGUUUUAAGAUUAAGAAAAACACUCUUCCAAAGUUGAUAUAUCUAUAAAGAUAGAUGUUUUAUGAGUGUUUUUUUUAUUUACAUCCUGGUUGCAUGUUUUUUUCUGAAAGGCUCCUCUGUUUUUUCAAACUUCAUGAAUGAAAUCCUCUCUGUAUAAAUCUCUGUCCAUGAAUCAAUUUCAUUCCUUUUUCUUCAAUCAGGGCCAGAAAGGGGAAAAGGUGAGUAAAUAAAUUCAAAUAAGCUUAGCCUGAAGCAGAUAUGUAUUGUAUAACUAUUUUAUGUCUCAUUCGUAUUCUUACUCUCAUCCUAUCAGGGAGACGGUUUCGGUCUUGGAGGUCUGGUAUGUUUUUUAAUCAUAUUUUCUGUCCAUCUGUCUUGACUUUGUCCCUUUUGCAUAAUCCUCAUGAUGUUUUUGCAUUUGCAUUACAUUACCUUCCUAUUACUAGUUAAAUGUUUUUGCUUAUGUAAAUUCAAAUGUUCACAUUAACAGAAUUUUUUGUCUUUUUAUUUUUGUUGAUGUAGAAAUUUAGACAAAGCCCUGGACGGUACGAUCCUUUUACUUCCUCCAAAGGCGAGAAGGGAGAAAGGGUAAGAAACAAGAGUCACAAAAAUAAUCCACAUUAUCCACAUUUCCAUCUCCACUGAUUAUCACUUAUUCGAGAUGAUCUAAUCUUCAGCUGUUGCUUUGUUUGUAUAUAUUUAACUUUAUUUGCAAUAUGCAACACCAAUCAAGAAAAUGAGUAAUUCACUUUAUAAAACGACCAUAUUUACUUAAAGUCCUCAAACUCUACCAUAAGCAUUCAUUAAUUUGUGAUUGCACACGACCCCAAGAAAUUUCAGCACUUUAAAUUUUUCAUUUUUUAUUGUACAUUUGUAGGUACAGCUCCUAACAUUGAAGCCUCCCUUAAUUUUAAAUUUUAAGUACAUGUGUAACAUUUGAUAAUGUAUGUUAAAGAAAAAAAUAAUUGUCAUAAUCAAAGCAUUAGAGAUGCUGGUUGACCAAGAUCAUUGCUGGUAAUGCCUUCAAUUAUAUCAUAACAGCUAGAAAUUUACUCUUCGGUUUCAAUAAAAUAGUUAAAACAAUAUUUCAGGAAUAUGUAGAGACUAAUGUAAAGAAAUGAAGCCCUCUUUUGCUCACGCCUUCAGUCACUUUAAGUAAAUAUUAACACAGCUGCUCAGUCAUCAGAGCUCAACUUGAUCAAAUUCCUGCUUUCUUUUCUUUUUCAUAUCCUCUCUCAUAACCCUCCUGUUCCUUUGUGUGUCUAUUAUUGCAUUUUCCUUUUCAGAUCAACAUUUUUUUUUUACCUUACAGGGACCUUCAGGAACAGAUGGUAUACCUGGGUUGCCAGGACGACCAGGAAGAACCGGACCCCCAGGUUCUGCUGGCCAACGGGUAACUCAAUUCAAAGAAACAAAACUGCAUACUAACUUUGUUAAAGUUUAUUUGAUUUUGGUCUGAUUCUGAAAAUGUUAUUUAUUUGUUUUGUUUUCUUUGUUUGUUUUUCAGGGAGCUCCAGGAGUGCCAGGUGAUAUGGUGAGAAAAAUUACUGAGGAAUAUACAGUUAGGGAGGAAAACUGUUUAUGGGGUAUUACUGUGAGUCAUCCAACUAUUACUCACUUCAUAUGUAAGUGAUGUCCCGCCCAUGGCUGUGGUCCCAGAUUAGAGCUGCAAAACCACCUAACCCCUUUGCCUCUCAACUGAUAACAGAACCAAUAAAAGUAUUACAUUUUUUUGGGCAAAAAACAAGACAAUUAAAUGAAGGUAAUGAUUUCAUUUUUUUUUACAAACUCUUCUUUUUACUGCUUUUAUUCUGGCGGGCAUUGAGGUGUGUUUUUUUUUUUUUUUUUUUUGACAAUGUUUCUAUUACUUAAAAGAAAGUAGUAAAAAAUAGAUACUAGGUCUGCUCAAAUGGCAAGUCUUUAGAAAUGAAGGCAAAUAAGGAUUGCAAAAAAUGUCAGUUUCUGAGACAUCAACAUGAGACUGGCUUUACUGUAUGGAUUCAAAAGCCUUUUACAACCCUAACGUUAAUUUAAUUUGAUCUAACACAUGUUAGGUAUAAUACUGACAUUGUAGGAAAAAGAUCUCCAGAUUUGAGAUCACUAUAGAUAUACAUUGUGUGAACUCUUUGCCUACCAGCAAAUCUCAUAAUCAAAUUUUUAAUUCUUGAACAUUUAUCGGAAUAAUUGUAAAAGUCUUUGGUAGUUUGCAUAUCUAUUCAUCUUUUGAUCACUCUCUAUUUUUUCCUUCAUGGUAGGGUCUUCCAGGGAUCACUGGACCAAAAGGACAGAGAGGGGAGAGAGUAUGUCUAACCUGUGCAAUUAAUGAUGAUUUCGUUUCUGACCGCCUCUUUUUUGGGCUAAACCCAAGCUUUGUACAUAAAAACAUGACUGAUCUACUUUAAUUAAAAGGAUUAUAGAGCGAUACAAAACAACGUUGACAUGCUGUUUUGUGUUUCCUCCCAGGGAGAGCCGGGAUAUGUCAUAGCUGGUGCUGAUGCAAAUUUUGUCCCUGGACGAAAAGGAGAGCCAGGAUCUUCAGUGAGUACUGAAAAACACAUUUGUGGGAGUUUAUUAGACAGAGAACCUGAAACACCUCAAAAAUGAUUCACUAUUUGUUGCAGGGUCCUCAAGGAUCUCCAGGUGUACCAGGGGUCAAUGGAGCUCCAGGCCUACCUGGCCAACCAGGACCUUCAGGGUCACCAGGAAUAUCUGUAAAGGUAACAUUGGAUUGGAUGCAAAUUUAAAGUGGAAAAGAUAAGCUGUAAACACUGUAACAGCGUUAUGGUGCAUCUAUGAAAAUGCAAGAUGAUGUGCAGUCUUUUAGUACUGUAAAUACUUUGAGGAACACGGCUGACCACAGUUGAUUUUAUUUUUGUAGGGAGAUUCUGGGGAGCCUGGAGAAAAAGUGAGUGUGGAGGGUUCUUAUCAUGCCUAACAUAAUCUCUUUUUUAGUGAUGCACUAGAAAAUCUUAUUCCUAGCCUCAUAAAUGUGUACACUCAUUAUUUUUUUUAAAUAACUUUUACCUCCCAUGAUUUGUAUACUUGAAAACUUUUGUAUAGUCCUCUGCUCUCAUGAUGCAAUAGAAACAGUUAUCAAGUGUGCAUUGCUUUGUUAUUAUCUGAUAAUGCUGUUAUUCUCUCUGAAAGGGUUUACGUGGGAAACCAGGCGUGAAAGGAGACAAAGGAGAGUCGGGGAGAGAUGUAAGCGAAGUGUUGAUAUAAUUGUUAAAAAGCCGCAGAAGAUAUUGCAUAACACAGAGUUACCCACUGCCAAAUAAUUUGCAUAUUUUAAGCACAGCUUUCUUGUUUUAUCUUGUUUCUGUCCUGCUGAUUCUCACAUGCACACAUAUGCAAACUACUGUAGGGCAUUGCUGGGUUGCCUGGUCCCAUUGGCCUCGAUGGGGUGCCAGGAUUUCCAGGAGAGAAAGGACAGAAGGUGAGCUGUUAAUGAUCGAAAACUAUAAACAUAAAUAAACUAAUUAAAAACAUGCAGCUUAGUUAACAGCUUGAUAAAUAUAUAUAUUUUUUUCAGGGUGAGGAGGGAAUUGGAAUUCAAGGUAUUCAGGGACCUCGUGGUGAGCCAGGACAAAAGGUAUGAUUGACCAGAGCCUUUUUAUGGAGGGUUGUUAUGGAUCAAUUUGUAGAAAUUCCUAUUCCUAUUGUGUUUGAAUUUUUGUUUUGCAGGGUAAUAUUGGCUUUUUGGGACCAGUUGGCCCUAAGGUACAAACAUUCAAACUUAUAUCUAAAAUACUAGCCAGUUAGUUUGCUUUAAAUAUGACUUUUUAUAACAGAAAAGGGAAAAAUAUGAAACACAACAUCUGUGAUUUUAUUCAUCUCAUCAGGGCGAUCCUGGUGAGCAAGGCAUCCAAGGAAUCAUCGGACCCCGGGUGUGUACUUAUUAUCUUCUGUUCAAAAAAGCUUGCAAUGAGCCUCUGCAUAUUUUACCCUUGAUUGCAUAUUAAUUAAUCCCAAUACAAUGUAAUGAGAAGAAUCAUUGAUGGAAGGAUUCAAAGGCAGUGAUUAAUUUUUACCUGCAGGGAAAGAAAGGAUUCAAAGGGGAGCAAGGAGACAAGGUAAGGUCAUCCUGCACAUAUGCCAGCUCUCUUGGACUGAAAAUGCACAUUUUGUCAUUACUGAACAACAAAAUAGAUGAAAGAGUGAGUGUGUGGAAAUAUUUUGUCUUCUCUAGGGGGAUCGAGGAGAAAUCGGACCAAUCGGACCAAUUGGACCAACAGUGAGUGAAGAUAACACUUAUAUAAUUAGGACUAAAUCAUUAUAACCAAAUAGUUUACACACAUUUUUAUACAUAAUCUCUUUCCACACUUGGGCAGACUGAAUUUGUUUAAGUAUGCACUGGUUAUGAAGUGUUUCCAGAUAUUAGGGCUGAUGAAUUAACAAACAAAGAAAUCAUUUUACUCUCAAUCAUGAGUGAAAUUAUCAAACCUCAGUUUGUAAUUUGUCUUGCGUCGGUUGUUUUUAAUUUAAGGCAGCACAGUUCCCGAGAGGAAACUAUUUACUAAAACCAGACUGCUGAUGAAUGGUAAACUGAAAGUGAUAAUGUUCAAAGAGUUUACUCAAAUCUGUGACAGUAAAUAGAAAAAUGAAGUGAGCAUUGGCUCAAAAUCUGAGGUAGCAGCUGUUUUUAAAGAGGCUUGGAAUGUUAAGUCUCAAUCAUAAUAAAAAUGGCAAUACGAAAAUUUAAAGAUUUUUCAUAUUCUGGAUUUUUACAGGGACUGACAGGACCACUCGGGUUAAAAGGAGAUGAGGGUCCAAGAGGGGUUCCUGGAGAUCCUGCUAAGGGUGUAAGCAAGUACUUGAAUAAAAUUCAGAAAACAAAGAAAUCAACACUGUGUCUUAACAAAAUCUCAUUUCCCCUUUUCAACAGAUUAUUGGCCCAACUGGGAAAAAAGGUGCUCGGGUAAGUACCAAGUCUUACUCUUAUUCAUGAAAUUCUGUUAUUUUUUCUAGGUUUACAUUGAUGCACAAGCCCACGCACAUCAACAGUUCUCAAGAUUCCAGUUUAUUUUUAACAACAGCUCUCAGCUGGCACUCAAGUAUGCGAAAAAGAAAAAGUAAAGGUAGAAUCCUGCAUCUGUUUAAAGAACUAACACCAACCACAUCCAUCACUUAACAGCCAGUAAUACAAGAAAAAGUCCAAAUAGUAUGGCUGUGUGAGGUUCUCGUUUCUGAUUGGUCAUUACAUAGCAAUAUUUCAUAACAGCAGUCUGCUAUUUCACUAUAGCAGACAGUUGCUAUGGAGAACUGACUGUUGCUAGGGCUGCACAAACUGGAACUAUGUCAACCCACUGAGAGAAGUCAGGCUAGUUUGAUGUUGGUUUGAGAACAGAAUAUGAGAAUUUAAAACAGCAGAGAAAAGACAGAAGAGGUGAAGGAUAUUAACUGUAAGGCUUUAGGUUGAGACAAGACUUCUAGUUCUGCUUUGCAUCACUUUGUCUGGAUUUUAAAUCACAUUACCACCCAUUCACAAUACAUUAUCCUACUUAAAAAACUUAAACAGGUAAAUACAUAAUCAAGCAGACUAAACAAGUGUGAUUUAAACAUGAGUUUAUUGAGAAAUGUCACAACUUUGUUAUAGUUUAAUAAGUUGAAUGUGCCAGAACUUCUUCCCACAAAUGGAUUUGACCUGAUGUGUUUGAUACUUAGAGGUGCUUUCACAGCUGAGAAUUAGUUUUAUUGGGUUUUGACCAAUCAGGAUUAAGUAGUUAGUACAGCUGCGUAAAAAUGAGAAAACCUAUUCUAGGUAGUACAGAGGAGAAUUGAGGAUGGUGCAAAGGCAACAUUUCCCACAUUUCGUCUGUGUCAUUUCAAAAUGACACAGACGAAAUGUGGAAACUCUCAGGAUGCUUAAACCACCAUGUUGAAUUGUCUCACAACUCCAAAUAUAUGUUUAACUUGUUUGCCUACAUUUAUCUUGACUAGCAUGAAUGUAAUGAGUGAACUGGAGGGAAGUGAUUUUUGUGAUGUUUUACUCUGCGGAGACUUUGUUAAUUAAUUGUUCUGGGUAUUCUUGCACACUCAUACUCAGUCCUCUGGGUCUGCUUAUCAAACACAAUUAAGAUUUUCUCUCAUUAGCCUCUGCUGUGGGACUGAACGCUCCAUUGAACAGGACCUCUUUAAUCUCAGUCCACGGGGUGCAAUUUGAAGAGAGCAGUUUUGAUUUGGAAAUGGCAUGACAAUUAAAGCUGGUAGCCAGAAUCGUGCUGAUUGGCUUUCUGUGAAUGUGUGUGCCGACUUUCUGUUUGACAGGGGGAUAUUGGUCCAGUCGGCCCCACAGGACCCCAGGGAAUUAAAGGUGAACAAGGAGACAAAGGAGCAAAGGUAAAUGAUAACCAAUACUGCAUGCUUACAUUUUAUUAUGACCAUGUUCUCAUUUUUCAUCAGCCAUUGGUAAUAAAUGACUCUAUGUAAAGAUAUCAGUACUGUGUGGUUUGAUGCAUGCAGGGCAGUCCUGGUUUUGGGAUUCCAGGACAGCGAGGAGAAAAGGGAGAAAAUGGUGAGAGGGUGAGUCAUCCGAAAGACGAAAACUGCCUCAAACGCUUAAACUUUGUUUCAUGCCUGGAGCAGAGAAUAGAUGUGAAUUUCUAUUACUCAAGGUUUUGUCUUUUACAGGGAAAUGUGGGUUUGUCAGGAAAACCAGGACCAAAAGUAAGUCUGCUAAAAAUGCUCAUUGUCAUUUUUUCAUAUGAGGCUGAAGUAUAAUGUGUGUUUUGCAAAUGGCAGCGAGAUCUGGCAAACCCAAUGUUAAAGACCGCAGAGAGAUUUUAGCAUCUUUCAGCUCAUUGUUUGUUUUUGCUGCUGAGCCGCUUAUACUAACAAGUCAAAGAUGAAUUUUUAUGUUGUGCAUGCAAGAUAGCAGACAACCAAAGCGUCAAUCUGCAUUUCUAUGUUUACUUUUACACUUUUUAUAGUCAAAGCAGACGAGCAUUUUCAAAAACCUUAGCAUCCCUGCAAACUUUGCAUGUAGAUUGAGAGACACUGAUUGGCAAAAGCUACUGAUACUUUACACAUACUGUUGUCAUUUCACCAUACGUAAGGCUGCAAUGAAUGCUAAAGUUGCUCAGUGUCUGCUUUGUUUGAAAAUACUGAUAUAAACUGAUAAUGUGUUGCUUACAGAUCAAUUUUUCCUUUUUCUUUAAAAACUUUUCUUUGUAGUGGAGCAUAUUUUCACUUUUUAACAUUUAAGAUUGUUAAUGUUACUGAACCGUGUUUUUUCAGGGGCAAGAUGGCUCCAAAGGUGACAAAGGUGGGCUUGGAUUACCUGGCAAACCUGGAGAACCAGGAUUAAGAGGUAAAGAUGUAAGUAAAUCCUGAGUUGCUGCUGCAGCAAUGAUGAAAAUUGUUUGUACCUGUAAUUCUGAUAGUUACAAAAAUGACUUCAGGAUUAAGCACCCUUUUAUUCAAGACCAAAGUAGAUGAUGAAUAUCUGUGACACCCAAAUAAAAGUUAUACUUCCCUCCUUUUUUGGGAGAACUUCUUCAACUAUAGCUCUGUAUUGACAUAAGAAAGUUAUUGACUUUUCUUUUAACUUUAUGUGUAGGGAGCACCGGGAGUUAGAGGAGACCUUGGAAUUAAGGUACAGUCAACUUAAGUAUGUAUUGUUGCUCGGAGGGGUUUACAAUUGCAUUGAUAACUUAAAAUCAGUACAGUUUUAUGUUCCUUUUUAAUCAAAACAUCCAUUAACUAACUUUCAUUUUCACAGGGGGAACAAGGACCACCUGGAGAGCCUGGUGACAGAGGAAUAAAGGUAGUUGUUCAUUGUUUUCUACAGGUAGUGAUGCAUUUGACAGUUGAAAGGGAUUGAAGGGAUCAUGUUACAUUUCUCUUGACUUGAUUUGUCCCUUUAAAGUCGCACUAAUAUAGCGCUUUAUGCUCUGUCUAACUCCUUUUCUAUGUUAAUAAGGGUCCGUUGGGGUUGCCUGGGCGCCCAGGGGACCCAGGGGAGAAAGGAGACACAGGGAAGACAGGCCUGAUUGUAAGUUAGUCAAAUUUCAAUACCAGAUGACCCACUCCGUUAGAGUAAUGGACGUAAACUGUUUGAUGUUUGAUAGUACGUCUUUACGUCUCUUUAGGUGCCUGUGUCUAUAAAUGUUGAGAAUAAUUUAGCUAAAUCUGCAAUGCUGAAAGAAAACUAGUAAUUUUCUUUGUUUGCAGGGCUCUGACGGAAGGAAAGGGGACAAAGGGGAGCCGGUAUGUCUGUAUCAACAUCUCUCUCCUUCGUUGAUGUUCAUUGUUUCCCAUAUUGACGUAUUCUGAUCAUCCAUCUGCGUCACUGAGACCAUAUUAACAACCUGCUAUCAUCCCAUAACUUCAUUAUUCUUGCUUUAAUAUUUUCAGUAAUUAAGCUCGGCUUUUUGUGUGUGCCAUCCUUCAGUUCACCUUUUAUUUUUGCCUUUGUUUGACUAUUAUGGAUUGUGUUUUCCAGUGUGACAUUUUAGAUUUUAACUGGUGUCUUCUUGUGCUCUUCUUUUGAUCGGGCUGCCGUGGUCACAAAGGGAAAACCUGGACCUCCGGGAACACAAGUAAACAAAACCUCUGUUAUCAUUUCUGACAGCUCCUCAUCAGUUCAGCCAUGUUUGACAGGGACAUUUGUUGUAAUGAAGCUUGGAAAGAACAAAAGAAAAAACACCACUAUCCCAGAAGACUAUGAGGAAUGAAACUGUUUCCUCUGUUGGAGGAUAUUUGGUGUCAAUUUGCUCUGCAACUUUUGAUUCAUCUCUGUCCUUCCAGAUUGUAGGAGACAAUAAUGGAGUGCUCAGAGUGAUUAAGGUAACCUGAGGAAUAACAUGCAUGAUGCUCAUUGUUUUCCAUUUUCAUCGGAUCAUGAGGAAAGUCAGAGUUCUCGAUUUUUGCUCUGCAUUUCAGGGUGAACCAGGAGAUCCAGGUGAGCCUGGUUUGAGAGGGGAGACAGGUCUGCCUGGACCCAGGGUGAGGUUCUUGUUGAUUGUUUCGUAUGUCUUGAACCUAUAUGCUGCAAGUUAAAGGGAUAUUCUGGCGUAAAAUUAAUUUAGGGUCAACCACACCAUAACACUGAGUCAGACACCCCCCGAGAGAGCUGAAUACUGCCGACCGCUUGCUUCUCUAGUUAUACCAACUUUAGUCACGACCGCAGAUAUAAUGCUCAGAACAGCACCUAACUUCAUCAAUGGUACAUAUAGGUUCCCAGCCACAACACUAGCCACCAAACAUCUUUUUAAUUUCUUUAGCAAAGAGACUAAACACAACUCGCCCACUCUCUUCCAGCAGCCGCUUGUUUGUAGCGAGACCUCGGGCUAAUCCAUUACGGACUGCUGCGGGGUGACGCAGCUCAAGGAAGAACAUUUAUAACCAUUUCUUUAUGUAAAUGCAAUCAUACCAAGACACUGAGGCAGAAGAACUACCGCGUCUGCAGUGCAAAAUGAUUAAUAUGGUGAUUAUUACUUCAAGGAAAUGAUAAAGAAAUGAUCAUAAAUGUUCUUCCUUGGGCUGCGUCACUAAAUUAUGUUGUUUUACAGUCACACCAAUGUUUUCAACCGUGAUUGACUUUUUAUGGGAAAUCACAACAACGGUUAUUUAGACUUCUCAAUCAUCUAGCUACAUUUUAAGUAUCUAUCUCCAUAACAGGGCCCAGAGGGGAAACCUGGACUACCAGGACCAUCUCUGGUAAGUGGAUAAACCUUUACAUUUGACAAACUUAAACAGAUGCUCUUGAAUUUUUCCAAAUGUGUUGAAAUAUGAACAUUUGUACUUUGCAGGGUGCCUCUGGACUUGAUGCUAUACCAGGGAAACCAGGAGGGAAGGUUGUGCACAGUUUUACAUUCACUAUUGCAAUACUUGCACUCACUUAUGUGAACGUUAAUGAUAUUUGCCAUCUUAGAUUACUCACAUGUUUUUCGUAACAUUUGCAGGGUGACCAAGGACAGAAAGGAGAUCUUGGGCCUGUGAGUGCAAAAAUAAUGAUGCAAUUUUACAUAGCAUUCUUGAUUUACUAAAGACCUAGACCAGACAAUAUAAGAGGCAACAUGGAUCUUGAUAAGAGAAUUUAGCUCAAUGGAGGUGUUUAUAUGUUGUUAUAAAAGCUCAUAAAAUCACUUCAGCUUUGUUGAAAGAUUAAAAAACAAAUUCGAACUAUUUAAGAAUGUGGAAAAAUUGAUGAAUAAAAGUUUUGAAUUGUGUGUGUUUGUGAUCAGAGGGGAGAGAAAGGUGACCAGGGCCGGGUCGGGAUUGCAGGAAUGCCGGGUCUACCAGGAACUCCAGUGAGUACCGCUCUGCAAAACAACACCUAUGAAUCUGUACAUUUCUCAUCACAAAAAUACAGGACAUUCACAUCUGUUCUGAAAAUAAACAUACAUUAUAGGCAUGCACUAUAAACAUUCUGUUAUUUCACCUUGAUCUGAGAACAUUUCCUGAGUCUGUGGUGGUUUGAUCUCUUGUGCUCUGCAGGGGAGACCGGGCAUUGAUGGGAAGAGGGGGCUGCCAGGAAAAGAUGUGAGGGUCAUUUUUGUGUUACACUGUCGUCUGCGUUGUGAUACCAGCUGUGUUACUCUUAAAAUAUCCAUGCCUACAAAAGUGAUCAGCACUAAGCUGUGUUUUCUUUUUACAGGGAGAAAAGGGAUUUAAAGGAGACGAUGGCAAGAAGGUCCUCAAAAUAAACAACCUACUAGAAAUUAAAAAGCUGUAUUUUCAAUGCAGAUGUUAACUUUCCUUUUGUUGCAGGGGGACAGAGGAGAUGCUGGAGCUAAUGUGAGCAGCCUUGAUAUUGAGACAAAAUGCAUCUGUAAUCUUUCUGCAAAAAAUUAGGAUUGCAGGCUUAAAGCAGUUUCUUUUCUCUUCAGGGUAAAGAUGGAAUUAAGGGGGAACCGGGACCUCCAGGCCUGCCAGGUAGACAGGUUCUCGUCACUCCCGACGUAAGAAAAACUACCUUUAUCUUUUAAACAAAGUUGAUUUUAUGUCCACUGCAAAAAGAAAAAGUUUGGUUGACUCUUGAAUUCAGAGUUGACAUCAGUAUCAGUUUUUCUUGUUUCUGCUUGUUUUCGAGUCAGAAAAAAGAAAUCAAAGAAUUUCUGAUUUUUCUUUCGCAUCUGUUCUCAGGGCGCCACCGUUGAUGAAAUCCGACAAGCAUUCCCAAUCCCAAUGGGUCCUCCAGGAGCUCCUGUGAGUUUGAUGCCUGCACUCGACAUGUUUGUUUGUAUUUUUAGCUCAUGCAUAAUGGCACAUUAUUUCAACUGUUGCAUGGCAUAAUUUGUAUUUUGCCUGCAUGGUGUCUGAGUCAUCAGAGAGAUGAUGACUGUAUUGCUUUUAUUGUGGGCUGCAAUGAGUUUUAUCCUUAUCUGCAUACUGAUAAGCUCCACGUCAUGCAUUGUAGAUGCAUGUUCCAAUGUUUUGCUCCUCUGUUUCUGUGUGUUUAGGGUGCACCAGGAUUGAAGGUAAGAUUGGCAUUGGGUUUAUAAUGAAACUUAAUAAUAAAAAGAAAACAAAAAAUAGUUUUUUGCUCAUUUGCAUUAUUUGUGUUUGUUUGCAGGGUGAUAAAGGAGAAGAAGGCCUGAAAGGAGACAAGGUAGUGCUUCAGCGUGACCAAAAACAGAACGAUUUUUAUGGAAAUUACAUUAUUUUCAUUGUGACUACUUAAAUGUUCCUGCAGGGAGAUGCUGGAGCUCCAGGAAAAUCUCUCAACAUGAAGGUGAAUACAAAUAUAGCAAUAAGUCCUCUGAGACACAUUUCCUCAUUUUGCACUUAGCAGUAUAUAUAUAUUUUUUUCCUUUCCUUUAGGACAUUGAAGCCAUGUUUGAAGCCUAUGGCAUUAGGGUAAGCUCUAAGGUUGACACUGACGAUUUCACAAGUUGAUAGAAUUUCUGAUCACUUCCAAGUCUGACCUUCUCUUAAAAGACUUUUUCUUUUCCGUCAGCUGCCUUUGCUGAAGGCUUUGAUUGACAGGCUGCUGCAGGAUGGGAUAGAGGACCUGCUUCUCGUGCUCAGCACGUCCAAGAAAACAAAAGAUGAAACUCACACCUCCAACGUCAUCACUGAGUACACAGUAUGUAAACCCAGAGACAGAAAUGUGUUUAUUGUAGGACAUUUAAUGAAACAGCACAGCUUACAAAACAUUAGUUCAGUGCUAAAAGACAGGGCUGUAGAAGGAUCCAUAUGUUAAUCGUGAUCAAUUGCAGAAUUUUAUGAGCUAGUCUCUGUUAAUCUCAUGUUUACAGCCCUUUUAAAACUCCUGUUAGGAACUUUCAGUUUGUGUCAGUUUCGGCGCCCCCUGUGGCCAAAGCAGUCCUUGCUUGUCUCGCCCUCUACGUGUUUGAGCUGUGACUAUUGACAAAGAUCUAAACCUGCUGACUUCUGAAAGUCAAAUGUGUCAUCUAAUGUAAAAAUGUCUAAAUUCUUCAACUACUUGGCUGAGACCUACCCCCUCACACUGGUUUCAUGUGUUAAAAUAAUAUAAUAAAAAAUCAUCAGCCUAAUUGCUGAUGGUCUUGUUUGCUUUUGGAUAUGUAAAUAUACUCCUUAUUGGAACUUUAAUUGUUCUUUGUUUAAUUAUGUAUUCAUUUACUCAAUAACAUCUUUUGUCAAAAAAAUAAAAAAUAAAAUACAAUCUUUCUUUACCAAAAGACAGUAAAUUAACUGCUUUUUUUUUCCUGUGGAUGCUCAACAGAGUUCAGUGAAGUUUGGACUCACAGAUCAGCACCCAGAGCUGGAUUACACUAAAGACCAUGAAUCAGACGGGCAGCUUCUAGAGACUUCUUUAGUUGUGAGUAAACCCUUUCUCUUCGUAUCAAAAUUACAUUAACUUCACCAGUCAGAAGUAUAUUUUUGAAGUUUUUUAAUUUGAGUUUAAUAUAUGAUGGUGGUAACAGAACAACCUUGUUGUGAGUUUAGUAUUUUGUAGUUCUCUUAAGAUCCACCAGAGACAUUUAAAAAAAAAAAAAGUCAACAUUCAGGGCCAAUUGUACAGGUGCAAACACACCUCAAAUGAGGAGUUGUUUUUUUGAGCACCCAAUGAAACGAAAUGUUAUGAAUAUAACUUCUGUUCCCUGAAGGAGAGGAACGAGGUACAACACAUAUAGUAUGGGAUAUCACGCCCCUGCGUGACCUGACUGAAGACACCUUUAUUCACGCCUUUAAGGCAGAUGAUCUGUGGUGACGUCUGGGAGGCUCCGCCUGCACAUAUAUACGUGUAACACCACAGUCAUCCUUCAGUUCGAUAGCCGCUCUUCACCGAGCUCUGCCGCGCAGCGGGGCAACCCAGUGUUGUACCUCGUUCCUCUCCUUCAGGGAACAGAAGUUAUAUUCAUAACAUUUCGUUCCCUUUCAGUCGAUUCACUCGGUACAACACAUAUAGUAUGGGACAUAUAUACACGCCCCGCAGAGCAGCCACCGAACCGAAGUCAAACCUCCAAAACUUUUAGUGCAUUGUAGACCCUGCAGAAAGGACAGCGUGAGCCACCGAAGGUGCUGUCACAUCCAAACGGUAAAACCGAACAAAAGUGUGCGGUGAUGACCAACUGGCUGCAGUGCAGAUAUCACUCACAGAAACCCCUUUAAACAAGGCCCAAGAGGCCGCCAUUCCCCUGGUUGAAUGUGCCCUCACACCUUGGGGCAACGGGAGACCCCUGCUGCCGUAUGCUAAGGAGAUAGCCUCCACAAUCCAGUGGGAAAGCCGCUGCUUAGACAGCGCCUUGCCCUUGGCUGGAUUAGCAAAACAGACAAACAACUGGUCACAUAAACGCACACUCUGAGUGCGAUCUAUGUAAGUGCGUAGUGCACGCACAGGGCACAAGGAAUGCAACCUCCUCUGCUCCUCAGAUGCAAAUGGAGGGGGGCAGAAGCUCAGCAGUUCAAAACUCAUAGAGCUAUAGGCUGUGGGGAUAAUCUUAGGUAAAUACGCCGCGUUUGGACGCAAUGUAGCCUUAGAUCCAUCCGGAGUGAACUGGGUACAAGAGGGAUGCACAGACAAAGCAUGAAGGUCGCCCACUCGCUUUGCAGACGUCAAAGCAAGUAGCAGUGCAGUCUUGUAUGAAAGAAAUUUCAUGUCUGCCGACUCAAUAGGCUCAAAUGGGGGUCCACCAAGAGCCUCAAGCACCAACCCUAAAUCCCAUGAGGGAACACUGGGUUUAAGAACAGGUCUUAGCCUGCGGACUCCCUUUAGGAAGCGCAUAGCAAGAGGGUGAGCGCCUGGCGUCACACCAUCAAAGCCAACAUGGCAUGCAGAUAUAGCCGCCAAAUAGACCUUAAUUGUUGAGAAAGAGAGACCCUUAUCCAGCAGGUCCUGAAGGAAUGUUAAAACAUCCACAAUAGAACUCUGAAAUGGGAGUACAUUUCGGUCCUGACACCACUGCUCAAACGCCCGCCAUUUAUAGGCAUAUAGGCCCCUAGUAGAUGAUGCCCUUGCACUCUGGAUUGUUGCCACCACAUUUGGGGGCAGACCCUGAGCCAUUAAGUUGGACCUUUCAACAGGUAAGCAUGUAGUUUCCACAGUUCUGGGUGCGGGUGAAUCACCUCUCCUCCCGCCUGGGAGAGGAGGUCCCUGCAAAAAGGGAGCUGCCAGGGCCUCGCUGCCAGCAGACUGAUUAUCUCUGCGUACCACGACUUCGCCGGCCAGCGAGGAGCCACCAGGAUCAGGGAGAGCCCCUGCUGGCGCACCCUCUCCAGAAUGGGCAGAAUCAUUUCCACUGGGGGAAAAGCAUAUAGCAGCGUGUUGGGCCAUGGGUGAGCUAGCGCAUCCAUCCCCAGGGGAGCAUUGCAGUCUGUUAUGGAAAAGAACAGGGGGCAAUGAGUAUUUGCUCUGGAGGCAAAAAGAUCUACUUCUGCCUUGCCGAAGCGGUCCCAUAUCUGAGCCACCACUAGUGGGUGCAAUCUCCACUCUCUCACAAGAGGACCCCCCCUGGAGAGAAGGUCUGGUCCAAGGUUUAAGUGACCCGGAAUAUGUGUGGCUCUGAGGGACAGAAAAUGAACACUGCACCAUAGAUAGUGAGACAGUUUUAACAGGGGAAGAGAGCGUGUCCCUCCCUGCUUGUUUAUGUAAGAAACCACGGUUGUGUUGUCCGUCCUGAUCAGAACAUGAUGGCCUGUCAGAACGGGACGAAAGUGCUUCAGAGCUAAAAGGGUAGCUAGUAGCUCCAGGUAAUUGAUGUGGAGUUUGCAUUGUGCUGGCGUCCACACACCUCUCACUGCUGCGCCCUCGCACAGAGCCCCCCAACCCCUCAGGGAUGCGUCUGUGGACACCACCUUGCGAAAAGACACCCUCCCUAUCGGAGAUCCCUGUUGUAGAAAACCGGGUUCUCUCCACGGGAGAAGAGCCGACAUGCAAGACUGAGUUAUCGUCAGCCUCCUCUGGAGGUGACGCUGCGCGCACAGCCGGUGAGACUGAGUCCAGCAUUGAAACGCUCUCAUUUUUAACAGUCCGAGCGGCACUACAGCGAUCAUAGAUGCUCAUGCCUGUCAGCUGUAAAAUCGUCCGGAAACACAGUUUGCGUCCCAACUGAAAUUGUGCAAGGCAGCGGUGAAACGCAGCCACCCUGCGUUCUGACAGACGUGCUCGGCUUGAAACGGAGCAUAUUUCCAGCCCGAGAAAUGAUACCUGUUGACUCGGAGUCAGUGAACUUUUCUGUAAAUUUACUGAAAAGCCCAGUGUUUGGAUGUGCGAUAGGGUCAAUGACAGCUGAGCCGCUGCUCGCUCUCUGGAGCUCGCGAUUAGCACCCAAUCGUCCAGAUAGGCUAAGAUGCGAACACCUUUCUCCCGUAGCGGAGCUAAUGCCGCCUCGACACAUUUGGUGAAUGUUCGGGGGGCGAGUGAUAAGCCGAACGGCAGCACCAGGUAUUCGUAGGCUAUACCCUCGAAUGCAAACCUUAGAAACUGCCUGUGGUCCGGAUGAAUUGCUACGUGAAAGUAAGCAUCUGUCAGAUCGAUAGUUGUAAACCAAUCUCCCGGUCUGAUCGCGCCCAGUAGCUGUCUGAGUGUUAGCAUCUUGAACCUGUAGGUUCGUAGGUAUUUGUUUAACACUCGCAAGUCUAGGAUAGGACGGAGCCCUCCUCCUUUUUUCGGAACAACGAAAUAGCGGCUGUACCAACCUUGUUCGUUUCCGAAGCGGGAACAACUCGUAUCGCUCUCUUGUUCAACAAGUUGUUUAUUUCUUCCCUCAGCACUGCUGCUGCUUCCUCUGCUACAACUGUGUGUAUUACAGAGUGAAAGCGAGGCGGCCGGACCCUGAACUGUAAGCGGUAGCCGAUGGCAACAGUUCUCUCUACCCACGGUGAGACUGCGCAUGCGCGCCACCGAGAGAGACGAACAGUCAGUCGACUGACCUCCAGUACUGUGGGGGAGGGGUUGUCGCCCCCUAGUGUGCCGGCUGGGAACGGCAACACUUUCUCGCCCAGACUUGAUUGAUUCAUGAUGUUUUGAGAACAAAACGAAACCUUUAUUUGAUUCAAAGAACGUACAUUUGUGACAUUCACACAGUGAACAACAGGCGCCAUUAUUGGGGCAUGUGUGUGUGAGGGGGGGUUGUGCUUGGGAGACUGUGUUAAGGGAGUGCAGCGCCUCUCGGGACCGGACCCCUGAACGAACUUUAAACGCGGCCUCUUUGGCGGCAGAAAAUGAAGGGCGGCAGUGUCUCCGUGCUGCUGGCCCUCUCGAGUCGAUCCCAAAGCUAGGAUGACUGCUGCUUCUUCUUCCUGGGCGCCGAGUCCCUCCGGAAGCUCGGUGGCGGACCCUUGUUCCAAGCCGAAGGGCGUGGGUUCUGACCGGGUACAUGUCGCUUCACCGGCUGGGGCCCCAAGCUGGCGGGCGCUGCAGUCCUCUUAGGGGGAGGCGCUGGUGCCGGUUUGUGCGGAUAACCCUGUUGUUUGGGCCUCGCAUCACGCCUGGGGAUGAUGCUUCUCAAAGCUUCGGUUUGUUUUUUCCUCAGCUCAAACUUAGCUUGAAUGUCGUCGAGGGACUGCCCAAACAAACCGCUGGCCGACACAGGCUCGUCCAGAUAAACCGCUCUGUCCCUCUCCGGAACGUCGGAGAGAGUCAGCCACAGGUGCCUCUGCGCCACCACCGUGGAAGCCAUGCCUCUACCGAGAGACAGCGCUGCACAGCGGGACACACGGAGGAUGUAAUCUGUGGCGACCCUAGCUUCAUUGAGGAGAGGAGUAAGCGGACUGUCAGGAGGCAUACGCGAGCCGAGUUCCGAGUUUCCUUCAGACAUAUCAAGCUAUGUGUCUGGCGGAACUCGGCUCGCGUAUGCCUCCUGACAGUCCGCCAGACACAUAGCUUGAUAUGUCUGAAGCAUAGUGACGGAGCUCAGUGCACGAGCCGUAUUUGCCUGUGUCCUGUAAAUUUUAUCCAGCUGUGACGCUGAAAAUCUACAGUGCUUGGAUGGGAGCGUGAUGGGGCCACCGACACCGUGAUUCUGGGCCGGGGCCAGAUAAGCUGCCAGGGACGCCUCCAUAGGCGGAGGGUUCACCAAUCCAGCUUUUUCAGCUCCAUUUAGAUCCAGAAACUGUCCACAACCGGGCACUGUGGCGCGGGUGGACAGCGGCUUGUUCCAUGUCGAGGUUAGUUCCGCGACAAAAUCCGGGAACAUGGGCAAACUGUUCUUAACAGUCGUCGGUUCGGGUGGGAGAAAAAACCCCGAGAACCGCGACGGUUUUUGAGCUGGUGGAGGAGAGGGCCAUUCUACCUCCAGUUUCUCAGCUGCACGGCGGUACAGUGAGAGGAAGGAUGUGUCGUCCAGAUCAACCGGCGCAGCAGCGGCGGCAUACUGACCUGAAGACAACGGCUCCAGCUCAUCUUCCGAAAAACCCUGCACGUCCAGGCCGAUGUCCAGCACGUCAUCGUCCUCCUGGUAACAAGCUAGCCCGGAUAGCGGCUGGCCAGCGCCCUCGGAGGGGCCCGGCUCAAACCCAGCUGACCCGUGAGCACACUCCACAUGGUCUGCCCAGCUUCCAACUGAGCCUUCGACCAGAAAGUCCUCACCACCGGACUCGGACGAAGCCGGGUCUCUGGACUCGGAAAGGAGGGGGUCGUGCAGCGCAACAGCGGUUUUUCCAAGAAUUUUCUCCACAAACUUGACCCGCCUUCCCAGGGUUGAGCUCCGAAGCCGGUGACAGGACUCACACGACUCGGGCUCAGUCAACGCCCUCCUGGCGUGGACAAUCCCCAGGCAAACGGGACAAGCCUCGUGAAGAUCCUUCUCGUGAAGGGAGAAGCCGCACCCCUGAGGACAGGGGCGAACAGAAGACUUCGCCUUCACCUUCAUGGGCUUAGAGCUCAUAACGAGACUCAAAAGCUGAACAAAAUUAGCGCUCCGCGGGUAGCCGUAGGCUAACACCAACAGGGGCAGUUGAGCUAAAGUCGAUCAAGCAGUAGCCAGAGACAAGACCAGGCUAAUUUAGCAGCAGCUAGUUAGCCCGACUCGGUGUAGGUGUUCUCAGCGAGGUGAAGAGCGUAAGAACUGAAGGAUGACUGUGGUGUUACACGUAUAUAUGUGCAGGCGGAGCCUCCCAGACGUCACCACAGAUCAUCUGCCUUAAAGACGUGAAUAAAGGUGUCUUCAGUCAGGUCACGCAGGGGCGUGAUAUCCCAUACUAUAUGUGUUGUACCGAGUGAAUCGACUGAAAGGGAACAACACAAUAUUAAGUCUGGUUUUCAAGUGUCUAAAAUGUAUAGAAAAAGUAUUUCCUCCAAUUGUAGAAGUUUUACUAAUAUCUUUUUUCAUCGUCUAUGGUGUGUUUGAUGUCUUUUUCUCUUCUGUCUUUCACCUUAAACCCACAUUAAAACCAUGUAUCUUGUCACUGAUUUGCUCCGCCUGAAGCAGAUGCUUCUAGUCCAGAUCUGCAUAUCUUUUCAAAACCACUGAUUCUGUCUUUUGAUGUGAAGGACCCUUUAAAGGAAACUGCAGAGGGUCCCACUUUGUGGACGGACACAAUCGUGAAUGUUGAGCAGGAGCUCGACUGGCUCCGGAAGAAGUUAAGGAAGGAGAAAGUAGAUGAAAGUAAACAUGGAGCAUCUUCACUAAAAAUCAAUCAGACUGUGAUCAAUUCUACUUUAAAUUAUACAACAGCUCAGGAGGUAAGAACAUCUCACAACCAAGUAUGCCAAAUUUAGACAUUUAAUUGUGUUGUAUUAAAAAAAGCAUGUAAAAUAUUACUGAGCUGUUGCUGACUUUUUAAACAACUUGGAUUCAGUGUCUGCUGUAGUUUCAUGUCACUUUAUCUUUACCCUCUAUUUUCACUCUGACUCUUUGCUUUGUUUGGAAAACGUAUUGUUGUCCAUGCUUCCAGUUAUAAUUGACACUUCUUUGUUUCAGACAGACAUGUUUGUAGUUUUUUGCUCAUUAAUAUUCAAAUUUGCAUGUCAGACUGUUUCAGGGUUGCCAGACACUGGGUUGGAGACUGUUCUCCUCACUCAGGAAGACUCUCUGAAGAAAAACUCGGGUCAGAAAAAGAAGAAUAGGGAACGUGGGAAGGUAAAGCUACCAUAGACACACUCUUUGUUGACUGAGUUUUGCCUUUUUGACUUACCCAAUAAUAUCCUUACAUACUGUGCAGCAUAUCAACCAUAAGCAUUUGUUACUGACCUGAUAUUUUUCAAAAGUUCAAUCAUUUUUUAACAAUUAACUUUAAUGCUAUAACACAUAUCAAUGAAGGAGCAUACAUGUAAUGUAUAUUUCAGCUUGACCUUUCUGCUCUCUGAGUAUCAGCUGAUAUCUGUAUAGAUAUCUGCUCCCAAAACAUCUUUAUAUCACAUAUUUCUUGCACCAUUAUUUUUGUGUAACAUAAAAAAAACUGUUAAAUUCAGCAGCUGUCUUAAAAGUAGGAUAAUUACAUUUACAAAGAAGGUGCAUGUCCCCUCAGUAUUAAAGUGUCAUUUCAGCCCAAUUAGAAAAUCUUAUCAGAUACUGGAAUGAGUCCAGCAACAGUAAAUACACUGAAACAUGCAAACCUGCCUGUGUGCUCCUUUAGAAAUAGGUCUGAACCACAUGAUAGUUUUAACACGAAAGUUUUGCUCUGAUUUUUGAUAUUCAUUAACUACUUAUUCCCCUUAAAUACCUCCCACUUAACUGACAAUAUCAACUCAUAAUUUAAUACUUGAUCAUAAACGUCUGACGCAUGAGAAACCUUCAUCUUUUUUCUCUCUGACUGUGAACUUCUUAACCAGGGCAAAGGAAAUAAAGGACGACAUAAGAGGCAGAGACAACGCCUGGUAAUUGUCCUUAACAGGGGGGUCACACUAAAACCUGGAAACUUCACUCCUUCACUCCUCUUUUGCCCCUACUAAACAAAACCAGUAAAAUGAACUAACACAGUGAACUCACAGGUACUGGUUAAUGCUAACAUAACUUCAUCAUAACUGUGAAAAUAACAACUGUAGUACUACAAUUUGACAAAAGUGAUCAUGGUGCACUAACUGUUUUAAAGGCAACACACAGAAUUAACCAGUUAUUGUUUAUAUGGUGUUCUUCAUUCAACUAAAUGCAUGCAUUGUCUUGACGUCUCGUCAUAAUGAUAGCAGGUUUUAAACUUCUGAUUAAUGGGUUUCCUUUGGCUUUUUUAUCUUUCAGCUAUUGACACAAAUAAUAAUAAUAAUAAUGAUAGUCUGUAACAGUAUCCUCUUCUAACUGUUGCCAUCUCUCCUUUAUUUUAAGACAACUGAAGAGGACAAACAAGACGAAGAGGAGGAGGAGGAGUUUUAUUAUGGUGAAGAAUACAGUGAAGAACAGGAGGUGGGCAGCAGCUGCAGUAAAUGACUAAUUCGUGAGCGGUGGGAAACUUCAAUUUAGAGUGAUGAUUGAUGACGCGUUUGGGUUGUUGCAGAUUUUGGAGCGUUGUCGUUGUGGGUGUCUUCUAGUUAACAGACCUGUCAAACUCAUAAUGAGACUUGCAUGUUUUUUGUUUUUUUUUCAUUCCCGUGCCCACACUAAACUCCAGAGAGGGUUUGAUUAAUGACACACCCACUACCUGAAUUAAUUAUUAGAAAUAAAUGAGUUUGUCAUCACAGCCCACUCCAACAACCCUGCAUAUCAUCCGAUGAAGAGUUGUAGAUUUAAAGUGUUCUGAAUUAUCAUCUCUUUUUUUUAAAUAGGAGGAAGUUCACCCAGAUGACCUGUCUGUCUCUCAGGAGAGAAAAAACAACAGACAGGUGUGUUGGCUUCAAAUGUCACGCUCGUGCUUGUUUUGGUUGAAUUGCUAAUAUAGAAUAUGUGUUGUGUUUCUGUCAUAUACAUCCUAUAACCCUUACGGAUGAAUCCUCCAUUCCACUUGUUAGAAAGGUGAAUAAUAAUCAGUCUAUAACCAAAUCUCUUUCAUGUUGCAUGACUGCACUUUGAUGGAAAUGGAGAAAAGACAGCUGAGCUCAGUUGUGUGCUGUACCUGGGAUAUAAUAACAUAUUCACGCUGUCUUUCUCUUCACAGGGGGAACAGUCAUCCGCACACAGUCCUGCCCAGUUAGAAACACUGACAGAAACCGCAAGUCAUUCCCUAAAACUCUCUUCAAAUAAAGCAGCAGAUACAACACUUGAUGUAAGAUGAAUUAAAACUUAUUCUUAACAAUAACUUUUUUGAAUUUUGGGAGACAGAAAGAGAAAAUGUGGAGAGAAAGUUGGGUGUCAAGUUACACUUCUAACAGAUCAGAAUCAGAAUCUCUUUAUUGUCCCGUAAAGGGAAAUUAGUUUUGCAGCAGGGCUCACAAAAGACAAGUACACAAUGACAACAUAAAUUAAAAAAACAUAGAACAAUUAAAAACAUAACAACACAAUAUCAGAAACACAUACACAAAACCACCUAAAAUUCAGUCCAGAGCUCGUACCAAAAAUGGAGAAAAACUACUACCAAGUAAUUAAAAGUGCAAUGUGUGCAAAUGAGCAAUAAUAGUGCAAAACAACAUGAGCAGCCUCAGGGUCAACUGAAACCUGAGACCUGAAAUCUUUUAGUCCUUCUCAUAGGGGCCCUAAAACGACGGCCUGAGGGUCAAAACUCCAACUCGGAUCUAAGUUGAUAUUCUAAGGUUGAUUUUUAUUCCUCUGUUUUAGCUUUAACUGUACAAAACACUAAAAACUGUUUGGUCUCAUUUGAGCUUCUUACAUUUGCAGAGGAUAAUGAGGAGACAUCAGACUAUGAAAAUAUAAAGACGUAGGAAUGCAGUUAUUCCUGUAUGGAUGAACAGUUUUACUGUCAUCCUUUAGCUUCUCAGUCACCCUCCUCUUCUCUUUCUAUAGGUUACACUGAUGACCACAGAGCCACCAUCACAGUCCACAGAAGACACAGAACAGGUACAGGGCAGCAGCUGGCCUUGUUGGCUCUUACGUUCAGUGCUGCAAAGUGGUUUAAACUCACCACUGCUCUUCACUUUGAAGUGUUUUCGCUGCCACACUCAUAUCCCAUUUGUCCUUUAUUGCUAUGAACAGGAUGAAGUGUCACUGCCUACACCACCCAUCACUACAGAAGAACCAGACAAGGUAGGGUUGUCCUAUUACAAGAUUUUAUCUUCAUUUACUGGAUGUUUCUGAAGAUCCUUGCAUGCCUUGGAAUGAAUAUCUCACUUCUUGACUCUUAACACUUCACUUUGAUUCGCUCUUGAAAAUGACUGACAGGAAGAAUAACCCAUGCUUUGAGUGAGAACUUUUGGACAUACUUAAGUAGAUCUCCUUCCUUCUUUUCUCCUUUGAAAAUCUCACCAGUGUAAACAUGUUUGACUAAGGCUAAUGUGAACAAAGCUGGAAUGAAAACAUACUAUUAAAGUUUUUAUAAUUCACAAACCAAAGCAUGAGACAAGUUAGCAUGCUUUUUGUUUCCUCUAAAGGUUGGUUUCUAUGGGAAUGAGCCAUAAAAAAAACCUAUGGUCCCGCUCUUGAGGAAUGAUUUUUCACUAAAUAGAUAUUCCAGAGAGUUACUUUUAAUACUUUCUCUCUCUGUUUUUUUUUUAAACAGGACCUUUCUUAAUUCUCAAGAGACUGUGACUGUAGAGCGUUAAAGCAUUCAUAAGAAAACACACAACACAUGGAGAGUGUGAAAAAAACUGUGAACUGUUUUGCUGGUGAGGAGCCCUGAACCUGACCAUGAGGAAGGACUUCUUUCCACACAGAGACGAUGCCACUCACCAAACUUCAUAUCUUUUCGGAGGGCUUUUUAAGAGAAAAUGUUGCAGAAUUUUCUUGAUACAGUCCAGGUUAUUUUCAUUCUACACUAUGUUCAUUGUAAACACCAGUAUAGCUUUUACUUAACCUUUUCUACAACCCCUAAUUUAUUUAUUAAGACUUAUAUUUCACUGGAACAAAUAAGUUACAAAGCUUCUGUCAAACGUGAGAACUAUAUGAAAAGACUUUUCGUGAAGUUUCUUUUGAUUUUUAUUUAUUUAAUAACAGAUAAUACCUUGUGUUAAAAAAGUUUAUUCAGACAGUAUUGGUACUAUGAGCACAUUUGGAGCCAAACAUUCUUUUCACUGGUGAAAUUUUCCCUUGUUGUUACA
Molecule: messenger RNA, 49120 nt
Organism: Xyrichtys novacula (pearly razorfish)
Lineage: Eukaryota; Metazoa; Chordata; Actinopteri; Labriformes; Labridae
Source: the annotation of a GenBank genome assembly